UUUUGGUGCCUUAACCCGCCGGAGUGUUAACACAUGUUUAUGAAUUUAUCUUGUAUGCUGGGUCAUGUCCUACAAUGUCAACCCACUCAGUCACUAAGGUAUGAGGAUGAAUUUACUUGGAUGUCAGAUUUGAAACUUAAAAGCGUCAUCAUUUGCGGUGCCUACAUCUGCGGUGAGAGAAAUACAAUUAAAUAAAACUGGAUGAAAGAGGUAAAUACCUGCUGCCUGAAUGCCUGACGUGUUCAGAAUUUAAAACGUUUCACUGAAGCUUUACAGUCCCCUUGACAUUCACUUUCCUCCAUAGUUGAAAGCCCAUAUGUUCAAAACUCUCUACUGUCCAUAUGUUAUUUGCAAAUGUUCUACUUUCAUUUUUCUCCAUUUUGCCUCUUCCCAGACUUUCUAAUAUCACUGCAUAUUACCUCCAUCCAAGUCUCUCUCUCUGUGGUUGUAUAUCAACUGUUAGCCUGUCCUCCAUUGGCAAAAGCUCUCAUUUCCCAUACACUCUCUAACCUUACACAAUUCCGGUCUCCUGCACACCAUAUCUGUUUUUUUUAAAUAAUCCUGCACACACUCUCAACAGCAUAGCCCUGCACAUAAUUCUUCUAUUUCUCAGUGGGGAACCCUGUUGCAGAUGGACAUGCACGCCCUUUGUGUGUGGUUGUGAAAGAGAAAUUAGAAUUAGACACUCAGGCAAAGCUUGGCCUGUAGAAAUGUGAUCCCACUGCUCUCCCCGAAGGUCUCAGAUGGCCUUUUUCUUUCUCUGUCCUCAAGAUAGUCUUGAAUUGAAGAACCUGCGGACACUGGAGAGUGCUAUCUUGUUAUUAAAUCGAAGGAUCUGACAAGAAAAAUAGACUGCCUAAAGCUGCACUGUGUCCAACCUCUGCCAGAGGAGAUUCAGCAUUUCAUGAACCUUCUUCACUCUUUUAUUUUUUAUCUUGGCUGCUCUAUUUUCUCUAUUUGCUCUGUUUUCCAUAUCCUGCAUUUCACUUUCACCUCUCAGUUAACCUUUACUGUCAGCCGUACAGGGCUGGGAUUAGGGUAGAACUCACAAUGCAUUCAUAACUGUUUGGCUGACGCAUUUUGGGAUAAAUUUAUCACUUAAGAGUAGACCAGCACUUAUUUCUUGGCUACUCUACUUGUCUUCUCCAUUUCUGCUCUUUUCCCUUUAUCCCCUCUUUAUCCACCCCUCCUGCUCUGGCUACAUCUGUCUGCUGCUCUGAGGUGAGUCUGGAUGUCUUUCAAACCACACAGGACUUUGUUAUGUAGCCAAAAGGAGUUUCUACAGUAUAUUCUGUGGCCACCUUAUUAGUUUAACAUAAAAGUACUAUGGAGGAGGAAUGAUUUGCCCACAGAGCAGAACUGUUGGACUAGGUCGAUGUGCAAAUCAAUUUUUAUGUUUUGGAUGUGGAUAAAAGUAAUCACUCAAACAAGCUCAAAUACCUGCAGGUCAUCACAUAAAGAUGCUGAGGCCUCUGAAAGCAAUAAAAAACUAUCUUAGCUCGAGGCAUUUACAGCAUUUAGCCUGUCCAUUUCAAAGUCAAGCUUCACACAGCCUCAAAAAAGGUGAAUCACUUCACUAAGUUAACAAGCCGAGAAAGGGUGACGUGGCUUUCUGGUUCAUCAGGAGUUGUCUUAGUUUUCAAGUAUCUGUUGAGCGGUCAGUUCCAGACACUUCUGGAACUUUCUAACAGAUCCAGUCACUAUGCAAACAGUUAUCUAUCUAAAAGGAACCUAAUAUAUUCCUUGCAACAAAAAAAGAUAUUUUAAUGGUCUCCAUUAAUUUGAGAAAUGUCACAUUAAGUGCUGGAAUAAUGUUCCUGAUCCUGCUGAAAACAUAUAAACAUGAGGUAGACUUGAGAUCUCAGUUUGGGUACUUCAAAUUAUAACCACUCUAAUCUAAAAAGACAUAACACAGCUUUAGAGUUAAAAAAGUCACGUCCACGUCUUUAGUCAGAUGCUACACUUCUACACCAUAUGUCUUCAGAAACACCUUCAUAAUUUUGCCGGACCACUUUUUUAUUUGUGUUGUUGUGUUGCAAGCAGAGAGGGAUAUCACAUUUCCUCUGAUUACACAACAUAGAGCAAGUAAGACAAAAUAAGAAUUUGCAUAAAAACCAUAUUGAUGUUUUUAUGGCUUGAAUAGCCAUCUCCUACUAUAUCUUAUGUGUUACUGCCAUCCUGAGACCAGAAUGAGUAUUGCAGAUGAACGUACAGCAGCAUGGUACACCUAUAGAAAUAUACAAGUGCAAUCCAAUCUAAACAAAUUCAUUUCAAGUUCUGCAUUUUAAUCAUCAAGGGUGCAGUUGAUGAUGACUUAGACUCCAAAGUUAAAAGACACAAAUCUGCACUUAAUUAUGACUUUGAUGUGAUAUUCUUUGGUAGGUAGGAGCUAUUCAAUCCAAAAGAACAAAAGUAAUGAUAAAGAAACAAGGGUUUAACUGGGGAAACUUUACUUUAUAAAAGGCAAAACAAGUAAAUAAACCUUGAAAAAGGUGCUCAUUAAGUGGAGCUCAGCAUAUCCCAAGCUUAAAAGGUAAUCUGAAGAUAUAAGUUUAUAGCAAGACCUAUUUCUGAUUUGGUCAAAAAAGGGAACAAAUCAUUUGUAUUGGAACCAUAUGUCAUAAAAUAGGCCACAUUACAGAGUUAUUAGUAAACUACAGGGUAAAUUUCAUGCAUUUUAAAAAACAAUGCUACCUGACACACAUAAACAAGACAUGUGCUGUGUAACUAUGCUUCUGCAAGUACAUGCAAACAUUUGAAGGAAUAUGCAAAAAGAAAAACACUGACAGAUCUCAAAAUUGCUUGUUGUCACCAUACUGUAUCAGCAACAACAUGUUUGCAGUCUAAAAGAUAUUACAUUGACUUGGCAUUUGGAAACCACCACAACCCAGCCCAUCCAAGAAAGGCUUAGACGAGCUUAACUGUGUUAGAUAGGUUUUCAUUUAAGACAGUCAGAGCUGACUUUUAAAUAGGUCAGUGUAAGAGCCCACAUGGGCAUUAAUGUGGGCUAUAAAAGGGGAUACCAAACACCAAACAAACAUGAGUAUCUGCUGGGUCAAGAAUGCCCCCUUACAAACAUAAGACAACUUGGCCUGUCAGGCAACAAAACUGUUCAGGCUUCAAACCCACAACAUUUAAACCAACUAACCAACCAACAAACCAACAAACACAAGAUGCAAAUCCUCCCAUGCAACUAGCAAGCAUUAAGCAACUUGUUCAAAAAUAAAACCAACAGGUAGGCCUUGGCCUACAUCAACACUUGCCUAAAUAGAAAGGGACACAACAUCCAUAUUGUCCAGGCAAUGCAGAGGACACACCAAGAUGAAAGCUUAUCUUCAUAACACCACAACAGUCAAGAAUUUAGGACUUAAAAGAAAAAACAGCCAAAUAAAAGCUCAGGAAAUCAGCAAGCGAAAGGGGGAACCGCAGAGGAAGAAAAUAGUGUUUAUGACUCACCUGAUUUCUUCUUCUUUUUCCUUCUUGGUGGUUGGCAAACCAGCUGAAAGGCGCGACUCUCCUGGCAUGAGGUAAGGGCCAUUUUUCAGUUGUUGUUUGGUGUUGUUCAGCGUUAACCUCCUCAAUCCAUCAGUGUUGGUUUACCGUCGAGUACAAACAUUGGGCUUCGGGCCUGUUCAUUCAGUUUCGAUGCCGCCAACAGUGGAGGUCACCUAACUCAAGGAUUGUCUCACUGACCCAACUUAAACAGGUAAUGUCUUGUUUGAGGGGCAAGACAGGGGCUUAAUUCGUCGUCAGUUUUAUAGUCUUUCUGCUGAGACAACUUUUCAUUUACAACUGGGCCUGUGUACCUUCAGAGUAACUUUGUAAAUUUCACAAGUUGUCCACUUGAAGAAAAGGGCUCCGGAUAAUUACUGGAGAGUGGCGCCAUUGCACAGGUUUAAAUUGAUUACGUAUCAGGGGGCGGGGUUUAUGAUAUUUCCCGCCUAAAACUACUGUUUGUAGGCUGAAUAUUUUAAACAGGUGAGAAGAGGGAAAAUGCCGUAACAUAUCCGCAGCGUGUAACUUUGGCCAUUCAUGUGUAUUGGGCUUUCAGUCUCAGAUUUAUCCUAAACAUUACUCAGAUCCUGUCCAGUGGAUAGCCUAUUUUAGAUGAAGCUGUUUGCAAUAGACUUCUUCCAAGAAAUAAAACUAACCUUUUAUUUCUCCUAUCUACAAUCGUAGUCAUAAUUUUACCUUAAUGAAUUAGUUUGGAUUGAAUGGCUUGUUUUGUUUCAUCCGGGUCUUCUUGCUUUGCUAUUGCUGCCAGUUUAAAAUCACAUUUUAACUUUAUAGUUCUGCUUAUGUACACAAGAGGGAGGCAGAGCACAAUGUUUACAAUCUUCGGAGGAUUUGAGCAAAGUGAAGACAUGGCUGCAGAAGAGCACCAUCAAUACUACUACUAUUACUACUACUACUACUACUAAUGAUAAUAAUAAUAAUAACUUUAUUGGUAUAACACUUUAAAAAAACAGAAUUUUACAAAGUGCUUUGACAUAUAGUGAUAGAGCACAUGGAAAAAGACAGAUAAAAACAAAGAUCUCAGUUAAAACAGAAUUGAAGGCCAAUUUCAUGUCAUAAGGAACCCAGACAUUACAAGAACCAUGCAACUUAAAUAAGACCAUGAGGACAAAAAUAAAAACAUAAAAUAGUUAAGAAAAAAGAAAAUGCAAUUAAAAGGGAGGUCGAAAGCAGAAGCAGGAUAGUAUAUAUAUAAAAGGCAAUAUCAACAAUGAUAAUCAAAUUAUAACAGGUAAUACUGAUGAUAAUAGAAAUAGAUAUAAUAAGUCAAUGUCAUAACCAUAUCUUACCACUGAGUGUCGCUGUUGGCAUAUAUGUCUGCAGCAUCCUGUAACAUUCACUGUAAAUGCUGCUCCACUCUCUCGAGGUCGUGACUAGAGUGUUGAUUAGUAGCUGACAUUUCAGAGCUCCCCUUGAGAUGCAUAAUGUAUACAGUGUAGCCUUAAACACCCUGGUCAAAUCAAUGUCAGCAGUUUAGUCUGCUAGACUACCGGUGAAUGCUGAAUGGAUCUGCAGGCUGCAGGGGUAUUCUGGCUUUCUCAUGAUGGGCUUUAUUAUGGAAGUAAAUCUGUGCCAUCUGAUUAUGAAUUUGAAUUUCUAAAGCGGAAUAUUUUUGCAUCAAAAUCAGACUUUGAAUUUCGAAACUAUUGAAUUACAAGCAUGCAUUUUUAUUUCUGACACUAAUUUUUUCACAAUAAUGAAAUAAAUUCAGUGAAAAAAAAAUCUGUCUCUUAAAACAUUUGUUUAGUAAAAAUGUCAUUUAAAAAUUUCAACAUUAAAAAAAAUUUCAGUGUCAAAAAUCCAAUGUCAAAAAAUUCAGUGUAUAACAGACCGACUCGAUGUGGAAGUAAAUCUGUGCCAUCUGAUUUUGAAUUUGAAUUUCUAAAGCUGAAUAUUUCUGCAUCAAAAUCAUUUUUAUUUCCAACACUUAUUUUUUCACUAUAAUGAAAUAAAUUUUUGGGAAAAAAAUCGGUCUCUCAAAAUAUUCGUGUAGUAAUAUUCAACUAAAAAAAGUUGUGUAAAAAAAAAAUUCAGUGUCAAAUAAUUUAGUGUAAAACAGACUGACUCAACAUCUGGGUAACCAGGGAGAAGCAAUUGAUUCUUCAAUCUUCCACUGGGGUUGAUGCCACAUGACAAAUCUGGCAUUACGAUGACUGAUUGAGCCAGGAAUUGAUUGCUUCUCCCUGGUUACCUGAAUGUUGAGUCACUCUGUUUUACACUAAAAUAUUUGACACUGAAAUUUUUUUAUGUUGAAAUUUUUUAAGUCAAAUUUUUACUGCAAGAAUAUUUUGAGAGCAAUUUUUUUUUACACUGAAUUUAUUUCAUCAUUGGGGGGAAAAAAAAUAGUGUAAGAAAUAAAAAUGUGCGCUUCAAAAUUCAAUGGUUUUGAAAUUCAAAGUCUGAUUUUGGUACAAACAAAUUCAACUUUAGAAAUUCAAAUUGAAAAUCAGAUGGCACAGAUUGACUUCCAUACUUUACUGUGGGAAAUAGAUGUUGAUUAAACUGAGAAUAGGGGAAAUACAAUUAGGCUCAGAAAAAAAUCUAGUUUUUUUCUAAAUGUCGAGUUACCAUAAAAGAUUGAGGGAUUGAUGCGUGUUUCCUUCAAAAUUAAAGCCUCACUCUUGGUUAAAGAUCAAUCCCCAUGAGCUCGCCACAGUCGUUUUAUUUUGAAAGUUUUCACCGGAAGUUAAAUUUGUCAUUCUGUAACGUUUAACGCUGCUUUGAGCGCACAGGCAUCCUUUAACACUCCUUACUCUACGUGUGUACGGGCGGACAGCGUGUGUAAAGCGUGUGCACGUGUGAGUGUGUAUGUGUGUGUGUGUAAACACAGCUCGGUCGGCUCAUGAUAGGAGCGAGGCGGACCAGGUCUGACUGCAGAGCGGGGGGAAAACAGCAGGCUGAACCGAGGGUAAACCGGGGGGGACCGCUCAGAUGAGGAGAUGGCAGCCGAGUCGACCCGGAGAUUCACCAAGAACCUUCUGAAACCGGGGAGCGCGGCCGAGAUCCGGCAGACGGCAUGCAACGCAGUCAGACACUCCGCAGUGACGGUGAGUGGAGCCCUAUGAAUAGUAAAAACAUGGUGGUUGUGGAAAAAUGCAUCACCACCUGUGGGCCCAAGAUAAGAAUAUCUUCUUAUCCUUUCUCUUCUUCUUCUCUUUCACCCUUUUCUUUCGCUUUAUUCAUCUGGAGGAAAUUAGACUGGAUAUGAUCUGCACCACUGCAUCGUGGACCUGACAUUGGCAUUCAUGUUGCAUCUUUCCUUGCAAUGGAUGAGCUGAAAUUGCAGAGUGUAGCAGUACUGCCCAGCCUCUGUCUAUUGAUCAUGCAGAAAGGAACAAUUCAAUACAUUUAAUGCUGAUAAUAAGGUGCAGAAUUUGCUCAGAGAUCACGCUUAUUAGCUUGUUAUGUGGCUGCAAAGUCGUAGAGCCUACCAUAUCCUCUCCCCCUGUGGGUUGGAGUUUAUUCCAGUGUGUCUGGGGAUGAAGUGAAUGAAUUGCAGCAGGAUAAAUUGGUGGUUGUAGUUGGGUCGUGGGAUGCGGCAUGAGCGAGGCAGCGGUUUGCAUCUGCACAGCGGCGCACAAACAGCAGGAAAAGAUGGAGGGAGGAGCAGGGGGGUGCAGAAAAAUCCGACUACUUGGGUUUGAUUUACGACUAAUUCUAUUAUCAUGCUGUUUUAAAUGUAGUGAAUUGUGAAAUGUAUUCUCCCGUGGGUGUGUCAGGCGGUAUAAUAAGAGGCUCUGACUGACACAUAAGAUAGUGGGAGGAGGGGGAAUCCGUGGAAAAAAAAAAAAAAAAACUAAAAGCAGCCACCCUCUUACGUGCACGCGCACAAGGAGAGGGAUUUGUGUUGUGAUGAUGUCCUUUUCAUUCAUGUGGUUAGAGGACAAAUCCUCUACCUCAGCGUAUAUGUGAGUGUGAGUGUAUGUGUGUGUUUGCGUGUCCAUUUUGUGGAGAUUAGCAUAGAGAAAGGUCACUCCACUCGAGUCUCUUUGCUGCUACUCUACAUCCUCAUCACUGUGGUGUUAGUGUGUCAGUGGGACACAGGCAUUACAGUGAGUGGGGAGUGAGAAUUGAUUAGAAUAAAGAGGAAAAAUUGCAGAAUGCAGGGUAAGAUUCAGCCGGGAAAGAAUGAGAAUAAAAGCGUCAUUUUUCCACAUUUUCCUCUGUGAUAAACAGAAAUUUUCUUUAAGCACCUGAACAGCCGAGUAGAUCAGAAAAUAGCCCGAGCCUUGAGAGAGUAAAGGUUCCCUGACAGGAUGCAUUUGUCAAAUCGAGUACAGCAGAGUAGCGUUAUCGAUUGCCUUGUUGCAUGUAGAAAUUGACUGGUGGGUCACCUUGUGUUGGCAUCAUUUAGGACACAGAUACACAUGUUGCACUGCGGUAACAGCACACUUAGCUUCAAUGCCUUGCCUAAAAGCCCUGCAGUAGGAGUCACAUUAAGUCUGCAGCAGCUUUCAAGCACAGACCUGACAAGCAAGUGACACAUUUUUAAAAAGAGACAUGAAACAGAAAUGAGGAAGAGGCGGGUGGUUGUCAAGAAGUGAGAACCUGCAACUCAGCCUGACAGUAGAGGCACUUAAGCUACGUAAAGGUAUUCAUUUAUACCGUGUGUUGCAGGAAUAAUUCAGGCUGUUAAAAACUGGAGCUGUUGAUAAUGAUAGGUUAACACCAUUGACUUUGUGCAGAAUGGUCAGGACCACAGCCAUUCAGUGUGAAACCAUGAUUUUUCAUGCUUCUCCAAGUGACUGGCAACAGUGUAGGUCUUCUAUGAACAGAUCGAACAUGGGUCAAACUAAAAGAAUCAAAUACAUGUUUCAUAAACAAGCUUUCUUUCAAUGUAGUACAAUCCUAUCAUGUUGAUUUAUUUGCAAGUGUUCUUCUGUUGAGAGGAAGUUGGUUUAAUUGGUUAUUUGACGCUAAACCACAACUUUGACUGAAUAUCAUUGACAGUUCUGUUUUGUAGAGUGGGGUAGAGAAGGACUGGUGAGUGAAAAAGUACUAACUUAAGGUUCGUUUAACUUCCUAUUACUGUGAGAAUUCGCUUGAUAUCAACACAAGAAUCUGUUCUGUCUUAAGAGAUGUGUGAUUCAUGUUUCAGUAAGGAAGAGGGGUCUGAUGCAAGUCCUGCCGCUUCAUCAGAUAUCGUUACUCUUGCACAUCCCUUGGCUUCACCAGCUCAGUAUGUCAGCAUCUAUAGAGGGGCAGAACUUUGGUUAGAAAACUCACAAUGGGUAGAAAUGAACGCACAUUGUCCAUUCUAUGUACAGUCAAUGGUUGACACCUGUGCCAUUGUCCCAGUGGUAGGUUAGAGUAGCUGCUUUGGGAAAGGCUUAAGCAUGAAUCGCUUAUAUGUCAGUGAAAGCAACUCUUAAAAGAAUAGCUUCAACCAAAACAAAGUCUGAUUAAGGGUUGUAUUCAAAAGUAGUGGCUCACAAAAGCCUUACACAUACACAAAAUAUAUCAACAUUAUAGCCUUAAAAAAUGGAUGGCAUGUUAGCUUGUUCUACAUAUGCGUUUUGAGUCCCACCCCUUCCCCUGUGCAGAAUUUACCAGAUCACACCAUCUCAUAAAAAAGUGUGAAGUUGAUUCUCGUAAUGGUGUGAACUGAAAUGGAAAAAGUGACUCGCACAUUGAUCCAUAUCAGCGGCCGCAAAAAGUCUUCCUCCAGUGAAACAGACAGUUUAGUUUCAGUUCGUCAUCAUUUCUGUGGGGUGUACAUUUGAAACUUUUAUGUUCAGAUCAGAUACAGACAUGUGAACAGGUAGAGAUAGAGGACCAGGAGGACGCGAGAGUAAGCAUGAGUGUAAAUGUUUACCCAGGCUUAGCUUAAGUUGGUGUGUAAAUGUCCAUAGGCAUUGUGAACAUGUGUAUGUGUGGACUUUUUUGUGUGUGUUAAUGCAUGGCCUUUGUUGGUGAAAGAAACCAGGUCAGCAGAAUCAGGCCCUAUGGCACAACACUCAUUGGAGCGUGAGCCUCUUUCUCUCCCAUUGACCCCUUCUCUUUUUCAUAGUAGCCAGUUUUUUCCUCAUUCACUUAAAGCUGCCCCCUCCCUCCAUUGACUUCUCCUCCCAUCCCUCAGUGCUAAUACUGAUUCUUCUAUAGUCAAGUCCUGACCCUUUUUCAGUGCCCUGCUGCUGUGCAUGGAUCCCCAGUUCAGUUAGAAUAGUUUCUGAAGCUUGUGUGUGUGUGUGUGUGUGUGUGUGUUUUCCUGUGUGUUGCAUACAUGAUACCUGGUAAAUCCCCCUGAUGCGUGCUGCAUUUUCCCCCUGAUGAAGUGCUCUGUGAAAGCAAUCACUGCUCUCUGACUGCUGCUCUGUUUCUCACAGUGGUCAGCCCACCCGUCCUCAAAUAUGCAAGCAGCAUGGAAGUAGACAGAUACAAGAACAGAGAAUGUAAUGGCGGUUUAGUUUUGGUUUCUGAAAAAAGGGAAAGUUUGUUGCUUCAGUGACCAAAGGAUCUUUUCCAUUACAUCUUAUUUAUGCCUCCUUUUGGCUCUGAGCUGCCCAACACCACAAUACGACAACGUUUGCUAUUAAAAAAACUGAUGAAAAUGUAAAGGAGAUACAUAACUGAGGUGUCAGAUGUAUAAUGAAUAGGAUUAGAUAUAUUACUGCUAAUCUCAUUACUGCAGUAACAGAAAGUGAAGUGUGUUUAUUAUGCCUCUUAGCAAAAGUGAGCAGCAUAGCUGUGUAGACACAAGUGUCAUUCUUGUAUUGACUCUGGCUGCCUGCUGGGAUGAACCACAUGUCAUGCCAUGCCUUGAGGAUGCCAGCCUCACUCACCACACAGCCAGUGACCAGGGCCAACUUGCCCACUCUGGCACCCCUCUGCAGCUCAGGCUUUAUUUGCCCAGUAGCACAAGGUUGCCUGUAUGUAGUCACUAACCGUGGUUGCUCAGGGCCAUAUGCCUGCUCCUGCAUUUUCCACUCUGUAUCCUUAUGUUUGGUGCUAUUUCACCCUGGCCUUAUCUGUCCUUUGGCUCAAGAUAAGGCCACUCCUUGCACUUGGCAUCCCAAGUGCCCUUAUGGUGCUAUCCUCACGCCUGAUCACAUAUUGGCAAUUUUUAGUGCCCCAUCCCAUAUUCAAGCGGGAAUUUUCCAUUUGUUGCACACUAGUAUUUGUUGUCGAGGUAAAAAGGGGGCCCUGUCUUUGUUUUUUACUGAUUUAUUAGCAUGACAUAGCAUCAUUCUUGCUGUUUAUUAUUUUUCAAUGCAAGGACAAAAACAGCUGCCUACUUCUUCCAUGCAAGUCUUUAAUGUCUGGUCCAUGCUGCUUAGAAUCACAUUUGUUAAUCACUAUGAAUCAUCUGCUAGUUAUCUUGACAGUGAACUUAUAGUUGAACUUCAUGAUUAUUGAUUGCUGUCAAGGCAAGGAAAUUAUGGAAAUGACCAUCACAAGUCCCUGAGGCAAAACCCUCACUUCAUCUGGCGAAAAGAAAACUUUCUAAAGUGAUAAACUUCACAACAGAGUAACAUAUAGAUCCAAGAUGUUGCAGUGUUGCAUGGCAAGUUUGUUGCUGCCUCUUUGUUAUCUUCAACCACUGUGGUCCACCUCCAUGCUCAUGUUCAUCCCCUUAGUCUCUUUGCCUAAUCAUUGGGGAGUGGUGUGUAUCUUGGCCCUCAACAAUAGAUGUGAAUGUGCAUGUUAGCUUUGAAGAGAGUCCCUUUUUGGUUCAAGUUCAAGUACUUUUCAUUGCUGAUUUUUUUAAAGGUCUAAAUCCAAAACUCUCUUUGGGUUUUCUCAAAUUUCAGUAAAGGUUUCCAGAAGUCACUGACUCCCAUUUGAUUCAACUUUCAGGUUUAAACGCUAUUAGUUAUCCAACCCAUCUUACCUCGAACUUGGCAGUAAAGACAAAAGGAGAAAGGAGAAUUGGUUUUCAGAUCUUCUUUCUCCUUUUCUUCUCUCUGGAGACUGGACAGUCUUUUUCCUGUCUCAUUACAUUACAUUAAUGUUUUCUCCCUCCUCUGAAUCUGCAUGUACAACAGCCUUUAUUUCUUUGUCUGGGUGUGUACUAGUCCUGUUCUCUGACUGUGUGUCUGCUUUUCGAGUAAAAUACCACUUCUGGGCAUGUCUGUGUGUCUGUCUGGAGCUAAAAUGUGUGUCAGACAGUGUGGAGCAGGCAGUUGUUGGCGGGGGGCAGGGGGUGUCUGCGUCUACCCAGCAUGCCCCAGUGAUAUGUUGCGGGUGCAGUGGGGUGGUUUGGAGACAUGCUGUCAGUCUGACUCUGCUUUCGCUCACAUCAUGUCGACUGCCUGGGUUGCACUGUGUAUGAGUGCUGACCUGUACAAUGCAAAUGCAUUUUGGCUUCUUAUAAAUCUUGCAACAUGAGUGUAAAUGUCUUAGAUGAGCGAGAUUUUAGCUUGAUUUGAGCACAGGGCUUUGUGCUGUCCUUCAGAGACUGUUGUUUCUGGGUCUGCACGAUAUAAGGACAAAACGCUAUCAGAGAAAAAUCACUUAGUUUGGGGUAUGAAUACAUCUGAUAAACUGAUAUUUAAGUACGAUUAUUAGCAUAGCUCAGUGUAGGGCUGGGUGAUUAGGAAAAAAGUUUAUAAUGAUAUUUUUUUUCAUAUCAGUCAAUAUUGAUAUAUAUCACGAUAUUAAAAAAUCUCUUGUCAAUCUCCAAUGUUCCCUGUUACUCUCAAAUGAAAUUUAACAUGAACUUGACAUCAUUUGCAGUUCACAUUACUCUGCUUCAUGUCCCACUUCAAAAAAACAAUAUACCUCCACACCAACGACGAUUUCGUGCCCAUGUUGUCGACGAUGUCAUCAUCUGUUGAGUCUUCAUCUGCAUUUCUGCUGGGAGUAGCACUCAUUUUCUUUUUUUUUUCUUUAAGUGCUAUGGUUGCGUGUAGCUGCAGCCUGCUACUACGCAGUUGUUUACUAUUUGGUUCUAAUUCAGCACAUGAUUGGUUCAGUGAGAAGUAGACCCGGAGCAACUCCCCUUGUCAUUGGCUUUCAUCGUAUAGUGAAACAUGGCAGAAUGACGGCUAUCGAAAAGCAUGUUUACCAUGUUUCAUAUCAAUAUCAAAGGAAAUUAAUUUUUGAUACAUAUCAUUAUCGUUUUAUCGCCCAGCCCUAGCUCAGUGUUUCUUUGUCUAUCUGUGGUGUGCAGUGUAACGUAACUUGUCUGUACAUGUUAACAGAUGGGGCAUGGGCCACACUGUGAAAUUAAGAUACUUGUCGAACAAACAGUUUGUGUUUUAGUUCUUAUCAUGCUGAUUUCUAUAUUGCAAUAUUCAUUUUCUUUCAAAUAGUAAUUUUAGCGUCGAAAAAUGUUAAAAUGGCAGACAGCUUGUUGGACAAUUGUGGCUCUUGCAGUGCUGUGGCAGGACUUGAAGCAGGGUCGAUCAAAGUCUUCAGUCACUCUUCUUUUGCAUCAAUAUUCACUGUUCUUUUCAUUCAGCUCUUUUGAUUUGCUCAGGUUAUCUCUCUAUCAUAUGGCAACAAUGUGAUAGGAAGUAGAGUUUGCCCCCUAAUGGCUGCACUUGACCAAACACUCUAAAGGUCACGCAGAUUAAAAUUGAUAUUUCUCAGUACCUGUGCUCAUAAUGUAUCACUCUUCAAUCCAAAAGUAUAUGUUAAGAGUAUUUAUCAUUCCUUAAUUGGUGUCAGUUAAUCUGACAAUAACUGAUACACACUCUUGCGAUGUUGAAAUUGCAGUUUAUUGUAGUUGUGUCCUGCUAAGAUAAACAUAAUAUGUGUUUUAGUCAAACUUAUCAUGCUGAAAACCAGUUCUCCCAGAGGAGAAAAACUGGUUAGAUUAACAGUAAUAAUUAGCCCACUCCUCCCAUAGCCGUUCCUGUGUUACCAAGGCAACAGAGAAAGGUCAAUUGGGAUGGAAUUCUAACAGGAAGUGCUCCUCCUCUAUCUCCCCUCAUAUCACUCCCAUUCCUCUCUUGUGUAUCUUAUUUCAUCUCAUCUGUGGCCCUCCUGUUCCCACGCUGCCAUGUGUUUCAUAAAUCUAAUUGCUGGUUUGUAGCCUCUUAUUUCUGACUUAGCCCCUUUAACUGUAGCAGAUAACAAACCUGGACCAUGUGGAGAUUCUGAUUAUUUCUAUCACAUGCUUCUUGUUACAUACGGACAGGGUAAGGCAGGAGCAGAACGACGCUGGCUCAAAAUUCAGGCUUAUAAUUGAGUCAGACAUCAACAGUCUUAUCAGCACAGGGAGCUGGACCAUAAAGAGGGGGAAGACCAACAAAAAUACAAGGGUGGGAGGGUAAGGUUAGAUCUGUCUCACCUCCCAGAGGAGUCCACGCUGAGGCUCCGCUGCAGAUAAUUUGCCCUGAUAUAAACACCCCUGUGUUUGAGUGUUUAAUUGUGUAUUACUGGGCUCUAUGUACAGUUUAACUAAAAAAACAAAAACAAAAGUAAUUCUGGUAUUAGUCGUUAUUCAUAAAAGUAUUACAGUCUUGAAGAAGUCUUAACAACUCUCAGCAUAGGUUGAUUAUGUCAAAGAUCAAUUUUGCUAUUAUGAAACAUUGCACUAUAUGGCUUUAAUCAUGCACAGCAAACAUCAAUCAAUCAAACAAUGUCUCUAUCUUUAUAGCACUUUUAAUACACGGCCAUGUAGCACAAAGUGCUUUACACAGAAAAAGGAAUAAAAGAAACAAAGAAUACCCAAAUCUACCGCAGGCCAACCCUUCAUUUCCACUCCAUGAUCUAAAUGCAACAGAAACAGUAUUAACGCAUUAACUUAAACAGGGCUCGAUUUUGUGGAAACAGGAAUGUGCAAACUGAGGAAACGUCAUUUUAAAACUCAACAUAAGAUUAGAUAAACACUGGAGGUUUAGGUUAAAAUCUGAAAACAAAGUAACAUAGAAUGAAAUAUAAUAAAUAAAAUGAAAUAAAAACAACAAUAAAAGAUACUAAAAUAAGAGCACCAAAAUAGCUCAAUAAAAGACGAUCCUGUCAUUAAAACCAGAAAGAGAUAAAUGUUAAAACACUUAAACAAAGUUAAUGAUAUAAAAUUUAGUUAAAAGCAAGACUAAAAAGGUAAGUUUUCAGUUUGCUUUUGAAAUCAUUUAGAUUAGUUUCAGUCCUCAGGUCUUCAGGUAAGCUGUUCCAUAGACAGGGGCCGUAGUAAUAAAAAGAUGCCUCACUGUAUGUCUUGAUUUAAACUUUAGGUAAUGCUAACAAAGAACUUCCUGAAGACCUGAGGACUCUACCUGGCUUACAAGGUAAAAGCAGAUUGGAUAAGAAGAACCAAAAUCAUUAAGAGCUUUAAAAUCCAAUGAAACAACCUUAAAAUCUAUUCUAAAGAGGCAGGUAGCCAAACAUGCACCAUUAAAACAAGUCGCAUUACCUUUUGCAGUGGAUGUAUGUGAUGAGUCAUGCAUUUACCUCUGUGGAGGCACUUCAUGCUGCACCAGCCCUUUUCUGCUUCAGCUUGCAUCUAUUUCAAACCUCACACUCUAAAUGUGUUGAACCACGGUGUGAACCUUUGUCUUCACCUUGAACAUGUGGGGGACAGGAUGUCAUGCUCACUCUGUCGCUCUUUCACGCCAGUUCAGUUUGUGUUUCUGCACCAUGCAGCACGCAGCUUUCACCAAGAAUCCCUGCUGUGUACUCUUUUACAAACCUGUGUCAUGCAGUGCACCUUUAGUUUGUGUGUACAUAUGACUCUGGAGAUUUCAUCAGGAGGGGGACACUCUGCUGUCUUCUCUUAUUUCCUUGCAUCUGCAUACCUCCUUUAAAUCUUUUACCCUCUUCUUCUUCUCUUUGCUCUGAUCAAUUUUUUAGGUAAACCUCCUCAUCGCCUACACUCCUGUACUCUAUUUGCCUGUCCUAAAAAUGAACUGGGUUGCGUUCGCCCUGCUUUUUCAGCUCUCCUUGUUGGUUUGAGCAAAUGCCUCUGGUGUCAUUGGUGUGUGUGUAAAUGCAGGAGAAUAGAGAAAGGGAUUAGAGGAGAUGAAUAGCUCUUUGACAUUUGUUAUGACUGAGCUGCAGACGACUCGGCCAUGUUUGCCUGAUAACAGUAGGACCGUGCACUGCCAGGGCCUUGGUGUGCGUCUGCUGCCUGAUCUUCUCAAUGACUCAUUCAGACAGGAUGGAGAUAUAAAAGCAAAAGAGAUGAGAACACAGUGGAGAGAAAAAAUCUGAGCCUGUCACUGUCAGCAGUGACACUGUCUCCAGCUGAAUCCCCCCACUGUUUGAACUCUGUGUGAUGCAGCAGUGAUCUCAGUUGCGUCUCUGCUGGGCAUGUGAGGCUCACAGGACAUUUAUUUAUUUAUUUAUUUUUAACUUGCAAUUAUUUAACCUUUUAUAGGGUUGUACUGUAAGGUGUUAUAUUGUGUUUGGAGGCAUAUAGCGCCUGUUUAGUCGAGUUAAAGAAAGUAGAAAGAUAAAAGAAUGUGUGCUCUCUGUACACCACUUGUGAAAAGUCACAUGAGAGGAGGCGAGAGUCCCUGGGGCUCCAUGCAUUGUGCCAAUGUAGGUUUACAAAAGGCUCUUUGCAGAGGCUUCACAGCCAGUGAACUGCUCCAUUCACACUGAGCUGACCAAGCUUUGCCUCACUGGAGCUUAACUUUUUAUCCUCUCACUUCUUCUCUAAAGCCUCACCAUCCUGCCCCGUACCUUAAUAGACACCAUGUCCACUUCUCUCCAUCUAGACUCUUUGCAUGGCCCCUAGGGAGAGGGAGAGGAGGGGGUCCACUUCACAUACUGGCCUAAGAAUAGUUCAGCCGCUCUCUGCGAGUGAAUUGAAGUGUUGUGUCUCUCCCUCACUCUGCAUUCCAGAGUAGGAGGCCUGAAUAUGCUGCUGCCAUUACCGUCCGACCCCGUGCCCCGCUGCCCUCGCCCUCUUGUAUUCAUACACACUUAAACACUCUGUGUGGCACUUAUACGUGAUGUGGACUUUCCCUCAUUAACUCUCUUCACUGGCAGGAUCCUGUGAAACGGCACAGGGGUGAUCUAAUUAAGCAACAAAUUGGCUGGAUGUAAAGAAAGCGUGUCUUCCCCGUCUUUUACAACCCACCCUCAAAGUCUAUAAAUCUUAAAAGAGAAUUUUGGUUCUGUGGUUGAAUUCGUUUGGGUCUUUUGUCUCUUCCUGCUCUGCCUGCCAAACUGUUUCCUGCUGGCUUUGAUCAACCCCGGCUGACCCACCAAUAAUCCUGUCUGAUCAAAUCCGCCCUUUCUGCCCUGCUGUCAGGAGGAACAUCAGAAAGAGAGAGAAACAGGCAGCGACUAUAAAUGUCUCUCCACCAGGAGCCAACAGAAUUAUCCACAUCCAUGAAGAGUUUUACAAAAAUAUAGAGGCUCAAAUGUUAUUAUGUCUGCAGAGCCUGGACCCCUGAUAAUAAAAAAAUCCACAUAGUUUUAUUUAAUGUUGAUGUUAUGUCUUAUAAGACUAGAGUACAAUAAGAUACAGCAUGCAUAACUGACCUUAGCCCCCAAAAUACAGCUGCUGUCAGCAUGAUUAUUUCUGAUCCAAAAAUUUCUACCGUGACAUUUUCAUAAUCUUUUUACACCUCUUAUCUAAGCACUGCAAAAUGUAUCUAAAUCCAAACACUAUCUCAAAGACCUUAGCUUACUCGUGCUGAUUUUAGUUGGUCAUGAGAGACCAAGUGCAACCUUCAAGGGCUGAAAAAUUGAAGCCAAAAUGCAGUUCCUCAAUCAGCCACUUGAGGCUGUCUCCAAAAAUGAGCAAAUCCCUAUAAGGCCCGAUGUUUAAACGCACAACUUUAAAGAAGAACAAAAGUUGAUGAUGGUGUAAGCUGACUGAACCAACCUCAACCAGAUACAUUAUAUUAUUAUGGGGUUUGUUUAAUAUAGCUUUAGAAAGAUACGUCAGGAACAUAAUUACAUUUCACGGUGAGUUAGUUCAUGAAACAACCUCACUACAUCACCUCAAAAAGAGAACUGAAGAAGCCGAGAUUUGCAUAACAACUGGAGCCAAGUUAAAGAGGUGCAAAGUAAACAAAAGUAACCUAACAGUAAUGAUGCAUCAGAUUUUUAUAGCGCUUUAUCAGAGACCCUUAAAGCGCUUUUACAUUGGAUACAUCAGCUGCUCUGAGGCAGACUGACGGAGACGUGGCUGCCAGUUUGCGCCUACAGCCUCUCCGAUCACUACCACACAACACUCACAGUCAUACACCAGUAGAAGACACACACUGGGAGCAAGGUGGGUUAAGUGCCCAAGGACACGACAGACAGACUAGGGAUAGGGGGGAAUCGAAUCGCCAACCUUCCAGUCAUUGGACGACUGCUCUACCUCCUGAGCUACUGCCUCCCCACUGUGAUUAUCUUUUCUUUAAAUUUGAAUGAACAAUAGCUUUCAUGUUAAGUUAUAAAUGGCUGGUUUUGAAGGUGUGGCAACCUUUGCUGAUGACAAGCAAAUUUAAGUGUGCUUUCCAGGGCGCUUUUAGGUUGGUUUCAUGGAUUUUAAGCAGUUUUUACACUUGGUUUUUAUUUGAAUCUAAUUUAGCUAUUUGUUCAUGUUGUUUCCUUCUGUAUCAAAAUUGGUGUGUACUGUAUUUAUUGUCUUCCUCCAGGGGUAACUCAACUCCUGGCACUACAAUGCUACACAACACAAUUUCUAUAUCUCUUGUUUAACUUUUGUGUCAGUCUGAGCUCUUUUUUUUGUUAAACUUCUAAAUAGCAGAAGGACAGAUAGAUUUGACUCAAACAUGCCAGCUCCAUUCAUUGCUAUUCAUGCUCACUUACUCAUAGAAGAUGAAAACAGAGCCUGGAAACAGAGCCUGAAGCGAAAACGUUCAAUAAGAGAAGCGAGAAGAGGUGAGAAUACAUUACUCAGACCAAUGAUUGUCUGUCAUCCUUGUGGAUUUAAGGUCUUUCUAUGAGUCUGCUAAGGCUCAGCGUAUGUCAGACUCCGAAUCUGUCUGUGUGCAUUCAUCAAUUUUGUGCGCCUCAAACGUCAGCCAAGGGGCUGAAAGGAGAUCUGCAAAAGAAAUAAGGGAGGGGAAAAAAUCAUCUGCCAGAGAGGGAGACAGAGGGGGGAUUUUAGGUCCCUAAAUUGGGGGGAAAGGUAAGGGAGGAUAAUACAUAUGAAAACACAUGAGGAAAAGUCUCUCGAACAGCUGCGUCUCUCUGUCUAAACUGGGACCUCUGGGAGAAGGGAGCUGUGCUGAGUGGGCGUCUGGUAGAUAGUCAGCACUGGCGUGGAGGUUACACAGAGGUUACAUGUAGGCUUUGUGUUGGUGUCAUGUAGGCGUUAUGACUGAAUGAUUUAUUGCAAACCAGGCAUCCUAGUGGGCCUUUUUCUGUACUGUGAGGGUGUAGAUUGGGGGUUGGCAUAAAGUCUUAAGAUUUAUUCACUCAGGCUGGAACGAGACUGAUAUAACCAUUCAUAAGCAUGGUAUCCAUUGUGUGUGUAUGUAUUUCUGGCAUGUCUGCAUGAAAGUAAAUAUUGCCUUGGGCCUGAUUUAAGAAGAACAUGGCGGGUUCGGAAUUGGGACAGAUUUUUCAAGCUCGCAGAAUUACAGGAAACAGAAAUCAUUAGGGAUGAUUGCUCAAGGAGCAGUUACGGUUUCCGAGUGUCAGAGACUCAAACGUGCAGGGGAAGAAGAGGAGACUUAGGAGUGUUAUAGAGUUUGACUUGGCUCGCAUGAAGGAGUUGGUGAAAUGUGUUAUUGAUUGAAGACACUGCUACCUGGACGGGAAACAGGACAGGCCUGACAGCUGUGUAAAAUGAAACAACGAAUACAUGGCAGUGCUGCGAGAGUAAUCAUGACCACUGUUCUGGACUGGUUUUUAUUACCUCGCAGGGUUCUUUCUGGUUAUAUCAGGUUUUGACGGGCGGAUUAAUGCUGGCUAAACCUUCCCUCUCUUUGCAGUGAAGCUCUCUCUGUUUCUAAUUAAUGUGCCUCUCUGUCUGGGAUGGAAAAUGCUUGGUUUAAAAAGAAGCAGCUCUUUCUCUGCUUUUCCCUGUAAUACGUUUCUUACUAAAGCCAUCAUUACCAGUUCUAUAUCCCAGUUUAAAAGUAUACUGAGCAAAGCCCAAAGCCUCUCACUGCUUGUUGUAUUUGCAGAAGGAUGGGUUUAAUAGCAAAUAUUUAUCACAGAGUGCAGUUGGAGCCAGAGACCUCAGCUGCCGGCGCUCGCUCGCUAAGGCCUGAUACUACUGCGUAGAAGAGGAGGGAAGGUGGGGACAGCAGGGAGACGUGGAGAGAUGCCACGUGGGAGAGUGAAUUAAUGAGGCACCAGCUCUGUGACCGUACAGUAGCCGAGUGUGUAGCUGCUGAAUGACAGCUAAAUGAGACAGGCCAGAUUUCCCCGCUGUAAUGCAUGCGUUUAGAUAUGAAGGUUAACAAUGGGCUGUUUUAAUGAGAGGAGGUGGACGGACUGGUUGAGGUCUGAGAUACUGUCUUAUAAAAGAUACUGUUUCAGUCCAAGUUUAAAAUGCAACAUCGCAGUCCAGCUGGGGCUUGUUUUGCAGAAUUUUCCAGAGAGAGUGUUCAAAAAGAGACUGUAAUUAAACUCACCUGAAUCCAAAACAACUCCACAGACGUCUAACCAUUCUAACCAUUGAUUCUGGGUGAGAAUCAAAUAAAAACAUUUAAAAGAAUUAAGAUCUAUUUGAAUAUGCAGUAACACUUUGUUUGAUGUCUAUCUCUAUAACGCGUUAUAAAUAUAUGUAUAAUACGUUAUAACCACAUUAUAGCACUUUAUAACUAUAGUUAUAAACACUCAUAAAUUGAUCAUAAUGCUUUAUAGCAAUAAUCAUAACACAUUAUAAAGCAUUUUAUUGUGACUUAAAAGGUCAGGUAUUAUAAUAUGUUGUAACUGUUAACAACUCACUGACAAUGUCCACAGAGAUAAUGCAAUGCAACUGAUGUUAACAGUUAUAACACAUUAUCAUACCCGACCUCAUAAGUCACAAUAAAAUGCUUUAUAAUGUGUUAUGAUUAUUGCUAUAAAGCAUUAUGAUAAUUUAUGAGUGUUUAUAACUAAAGUCAAACAGUGCUUUAACGUAAUUAUACUGCAUUAUGAAUAUAUUUAUGAUGUGCUACAGAGAUAGGCGUCAAAUAAAGUGGUACCUAAAAGAAACUAUUUCACCAAAGACAUCUUGAAAAAACAGUGAAAACUGACUAUAAGGUCGGCACUGACCGUAACACAAGAUUGAUCACUGCUAAGGUGAUACACAUCUAAGUAUUGUACCUAUUUCUCAAAUAUACGCCCACUGAAGAGAGUCUUAUGAUACUCCAGAUCAUUUAUUAGAAUGGUCUGUAAUGGUCAGGUAACGCCGACAAAUGUGGAAAAAAAGGUGAGGUGGAUUGUAAGUUGAGGUAGAUGGGUGAGUUUUAAGAGGGAGGUGAGUCUUGGGUGAAUGAAUGGAAAAUUUUUAACAAUGUCCCCCCUUCCUGGCUCUUUCUUUCUCCCUAACUUCCUCUCUCUCUCCACCUCAUCUCAAUCCCACCCUCCCUCCCCCCAUCAUCCCUUAUGCCUCAGGACAUUACUUCUCAGUUAAAGACAUUUUAAUAGCUUCCUUUUCUAAACAAACCAGCUGCCAGAGGACCAGAUAGUAUCUCUGGCACAGGGCGCCUCCUGGAGGUCACUCAUUAAAGAUGUGGCGGUGAGAGAGAGAGAGGAGGUGUGGGGACUGGCUCGCUCUCUCUUAUCAUCUGCAAGGCCUGCUGUGUGGAGCUCUCAGCACUAGAUGGCAUUGGCAGUGUGCUGUGAUUCUGAACUCGCUUCUUCUUCCUGUUACCUCCUCCGGGGACGAGCUGGACUCAGGGCCAGAUAAAACUGAGUCAGACAUUCCUCACAGUCUGUGUUCAGGUUCACAGUGUAAACUUGUUGCAGUAAGAUUGCACAAUAUUCAUAUCAAGUACUGUGUUGAGUCUCAUUUGCUAUUGUAAGAAAAAAUUGUUUGAUUUAACUAAGAACUUUUAAUUCUACUGUUAAGUCUCUUCAACACAUAAAAAGACAUCUGCUGCAGCACAAUUCUGGCACAAAAACAGAGAGAAAGGAGUAAAAAAAGAAAGAAAGGAGGAGCUAUUGAAGAGCAGAAAAGCAAAAACAAACAGAAACUAGGGCCCCGGUGGGGCACUGUCGGGCCCGAGCCGCGUCGCGCCGCCCCCAGCGCGACCGCCUCCACCUCCCGAUCGCGUCACACUCAAGGUCCAAAGAUGGAGUGCGCACUUGUCUGUGGUCAUUUCCCAUUAUAAUGAAUGGGAGGCGCAGUUUCUACCAAAACACUCGCUGCAGACAAACUACAUGUCCUAUUUGAAAAAAGUCUGGACCAUGAGUGAGGGCACAAACACAGCUAGGAUAUAUCCAAAUGGCAAGUUGCUCCUCCUUUCGCUUUUGCCGAGAGAGCGAUGCGAUUGAGCCGUUGAGCGAUGGGCAGGACUUUUUCUCCUGCCAUGGGGGGAGGGGGGGAAUGUGGAUUCUUUUAAGAAUGUGGAUAUUUGGGUCAUCUUUGGCGCCCCCUAGAACGUAAACCGUGGGGUGCAGCGUCAUGAUUUUUACAACUUUGAAUGGCCAUGGGGUGUAGAUUGGCCUGAGCAAAUUUGGUGUCAGUGGGACGAAAGCCUUAGGAGGAGUUAGCCACAUUCCAAUGUGUGCAAAUCGGCAAAAAAUGCAAAAUAGCCCUUUAGCCGUACAUUUUACAGAUAUUUGCGCAUUGACUUUUUCAUAGAUCUUAUUGAGAUACACGUGAUUGUCAAAUUUUGUGUCAUUUUGACAAAGCGUACAGGCGUGACACUCAACAAUGUGUAUUUUCACCUUAUGGGACAAGAAAAAAUGGACUUUUUUCUCCUGCCAUGGGGGGGCGCUCUUUUGGGGAGUAAAAAUUCCUUCACAAAUGUGUUGAUGGCUGGACAUUGCAUCAUCCUAGAAAACUUGGAGGCCAGUGAGGACAAAAAGAAAAAGUUAUAAGACUUUUAAGAAUGUGGAUUUUUGGGUUAUCUUUGGCGCCCCCUAGAACCUAAACCGUGGGGUGCAGCGUCAUGAUUUGUACAACUUUUAAUGGCCAUGGGGUGUAGAUUGGCCUGAGCAAAUUUGGUGCCGGUGGAACGAAAGCCUUCGGAGGAGUUAGCGAAAUUCCAAUGUGUGCGGAUCGGCAAAAAAUGCGAAAUAGCCCUUUAACCGUACAUUAUACAGAUACGUGCUCUUUGACUUUUUCGUAGAUCUUAUUGAGAUACACGUGUGUGUCAAAUUUUGUGUCAAUAUGACAAAGCGUUCAGGCGUGACACUCAACAAUGUGUAUUUUCACCUUACGGGACAAGAAAAAAUGGACUUUUUUCUCCUGCCAUGGGGGGGCGCUCUUUUGGGGAGUAAAAAUUCCUUCACAAAUGUGUUGAUGGCUGGACAUUGCAUCAUCCUAGAAAACUUGGAGGCCAGUGAGGACAAAAAGAAAAAGUUAUAAGACUUUUAAGAAUGUGGAUUUUUGGGUUAUCUUUGGCGCCCCCUAGAACCUAAACCGUGGGGUGCAGCGUCAUGAUUUGUACAACUUUUAAUGGCCAUGGGGUGUAGAUUGGCCUGAGCAAAUUUGGUGCCGGUGGAACGAAAGCCUUCGGAGGAGUUAGCGAAAUUCCAAUGUGUGCGGAUCGGCAAAAAAUGCGAAAUAGCCCUUUAACCGUACAUUAUACAGAUACGUGCUCUUUGACUUUUUCGUAGAUCUUAUUGAGAUACACGUGUGUGUCAAAUUUUGUGUCAAUAUGACAAAGCGUUCAGGCGUGACACUCAACAAUGUGUAUUUUCACCUUACGGGACAAGAAAAAAUGGACUUUUUUCUCCUGCCAUGGGGGGGCGCUCUUUUGGGGAGUAAAAAUUCCUUCACAAAUGUGUUGAUGGCUGGACAUUGCAUCAUCCUAGAAAACUUGGAGGCCAGUGAGGACAAAAAGAAAAAGUUAUAAGACUUUUAAGAAUGUGGAUUUUUGGGUUAUCUUUGGCGCCCCCUAGAACCUAAACCGUGGGGUGCAGCGUCAUGAUUUGUACAACUUUUAAUGGCCAUGGGGUGUAGAUUGGCCUGAGCAAAUUUGGUGCCGGUGGAACGAAAGCCUUCGGAGGAGUUAGCGAAAUUCCAAUGUGUGCGGAUCGGCAAAAAAUGCGAAAUAGCCCUUUAACGGUACAUUUGACAGAUACGCCCGCACUGACUUUUUUGUAGAUGUUAUUGAGAUACACAUGUGUGUCAAAUUUUGUGUCAUUUUGACAAAGCGUACAGGCGUCAGGUGAGUUUUCACCAUAGGGGGCGCUAUGGAGCCAUUUUUCAUUUUUUUGUUUGGGCGACUUCAGAAUAUCGAAUUUUUCACCAGGCCCGGUCGUCCUGCCAAAUUUCCUGAGUUUUCACCAGUGGGAAGUGGACCAUUUUCCAGUUUAAAGCGGAGGAAAAAUAACGAAAGAAGAAUCCAUCAGGAACAAGAGGGCUCUCGCAGCUGCAUUAUUUGGAAUAAAACACUUCACUGGCCUUUAAUUAUCGCCAACAACCUCCAAAAAAAUCAAACGCCGGAUACAGAUGAAAUAACAAGCGGUGGAAUAAUACAAGUGAUUGGCCGCCUGUAUGCAUAAUUAAACCCCUUCUGGUUAGGAGCUGUGUGUAAAAAAUGGUGAAUAAGUUCCAACAGGGAUCAGUUAAACAGUAAAAAAAUCAAAUCGCAAAAAAAAAAUCGCAAAAAAUGCGAAAUAGCCCUUUAACCGUACAUUAUACAGAUACGUGCUCUUUGACUUUUUCGUAGAUCUUAUUGAGAUACACGUGUGUGUCAAAUUUUGUGUCAAUAUGACAAAGCGUUCAGGCGUGACACUCAACAAUGUGUAUUUUCACCUUACGGGACAAGAAAAAAUGGACUUUUUUCUCCUGCCAUGGGGGGGCGCUCUUUUGGGGAGUAAAAAUUUCUUCACAAAUGUGUUGAUGGCUGGACAUUGCAUCAUCCUAGAAAACUUGGAGGCCAGUGAGGACAAAAAUAAAAAGUUAUAAGACUUUUAAGACUGUGGAUUUUUGGGUUAUCUUUGGCGCCCCCUAGAAUGUAAACCGUGGGGUGCAGCGUCAUGAUUUGUACAACUUUUAAUGGCCAUGGGGUGUAGAUUGUCCUGAGCAAAUUUGUUGCCGGUGGAACGAAAGCCUUCGGAGGAGUUAGCGAAAUUCCAAUGUGUGCGGAUCGGCAACAAAUGCGAAAUAGCCCUUUAACGGUACAUUUGACAGAUACGCCCGCACUGACUUUUUUGUAGAUGUUAUUGAGAUACACAUGUGUGUCAAAUUUUGUGUCAUUUUGACAAAGCGUACAGGCGUCAGGUGAGUUUUCACCAUAGGGGGCGCUAUGGAGCCAUUUUUCAUUUUUUUGUUUGGGCGACUUCAGAAUAUCGAAUUUUUCACCAGGCCCGGUCGUCCUGCCAAAUUUCCUGAGUUUUCACCAGUGGGAAGUGGACCAUUUUCCAGUUUAAAGCGGAGGAAAAAUAACGAAAGAAGAAUCCAUCAGGAACAAGAGGGCUCUCGCAGCUGCUUAGCAGCUACGCUCGGGCCCUAAUCAGAUGCAAGAAAGCCCCUAAAGUUCAGACUUAAACUGUGCCAGAGAGAGGCUUAUAUUAGGCUCACAUAUUGCUUUUUCCUGCAUACCACUUUCAGUACAUACAAAUACCUCACACUGAUUAAUGCAUUGUGAUAAUCAGUCUUGACUAGUACUUGAAGCAUUUCUGCAGCUUAACCUAUGAUUGUUAUUGGUCAGUAGCAAGACAAGUUCAAUUACUGUUUUAAUUUUGAAUAUCUUAAUAGACUGCAAGAGUGGUUCAGUACCUCAGGUUAAAAAAAAUCUUCUGUUUCGAACUUCGCCUCGUUUGUCUUCCUGUUUUUGCAUGUGCUGUGGUGGUGCUGCAUCUGCAGACUGAGGUUUUACCAAGAAGCUCACAUUAGGAUGAGUUUCAGAUCGGCAUCACCAUCACAGGGUUUGAUACUACAGUCCCUGCAAAGAGAAAUGUUCUCUCUAUCAUUUGCAUUUCUUUAACUCUUAAAGAUUUUGUAGUUUUUAUUUCUGACUUCAUGCUCUGAAAGCGUGCUGUAUGUUUGCUGCUGGAUGAGGUGAAGGAAGUUGACCCUGUGUCCCUCAUGUUGCGCCCGAGGGCUGAGCUGUAGUUUGCUGAAAACCUGGCUCCAAUGAAUGACAGCAUCCUUCCUGUUGUGGUCACCAUGGGAACAGGAGAGUGUUUUCCCAAGUAAACCGAGCGAAGCUCUGCACCACAUCAAACAGCGCUGCCGUGAGUCAGCCCGCCGCUCUACAGGGAACCUAACUAUAGCCCGGCUAACUGCUUACAAGGCAGUGUGCAGGACUUUAAUGGACUGUGGUUUCCUACUUGGCCUAGUUGGCUGAGGUUUGUGAAGUCAGUUAAAAUGCCUUGUGUUUGUAUUUUGUUUAAAUAGUUAACCUACAUGCGUUCGCAACGUGCAAUCAUACACAUGCAUGAAACUCCCGUAGAUCUGAUGUUCUUAAUAACCGCUACAUUGUCACCUCCAGCACUUUUGAGCUGCAACAGAAGGAUUACAAAGACGGAGACUGUACAUCUGGAAAAUAUUAAGUGAACAAAUGAGGGCAGCAUACUGCCCUGUGCAACCAAGUGAUGUCAUCCUCUGCACAAGUUCAGACUACACACAGAUGAACCAUGGUCACACAGGCAGAGGGGAGACACAUCAGCAAAGGUGCACAUGAAAGCUGAACGCUAAUGACUUUAUUUAUAUUACAUGAAGUCAAUCCAAACCAUAAAUCCAGGUUCAGGAUUUUCUUCGUUAUCCGUGUGGAAAAUAAUUCCCUUUGCAGUCAGCAGUAACAUGUGCACACAUCACUCCAACAACACCAUAGAAUAAAAUUCCAAUAGACAAUAAAGUGAAAGUACAUUAAAGUACAACAUGCUUGAUUUUAAUCUUCUUUUUAAGUUUUUCAGUGCUUAAGAUAAAGGAUUAGCUCAAUGCAAAGAUAGAUAGAUAGAUAGAUAGAUACUUUAUUAAUCCCCACGAGGGGGAAAUUCACUUGUCGUUCAGCAGCAAUUUCAGAUGAAGAAAGACAAUAAAUCUAUAUAUAAACACUCUUCGAGCCCACGACUAAACCCCCCACACAUUUAAAUCAACAAUGAUCAUUAUGAGAACGAAUAGCAGCAGGAAUGAAUGAUCUCCUAAAGUGCUCCGUCCUACACCGUAAGGAGAGGAGACGCUCCGAUCAGUUGCUCCUCUGACAUUGCACUGUAAUGAAUUAUGCUAUAAAAUAAGUUGACGUCAGCAAAAGUGGAUAAAAACCGAGAAUAUGGACAACAUCCUUUUAAUCACUCAUCAACAGCCUGAAGUUUAAAGGCUCCUGUGAGGAACUUUGAGUUGGUUUAGUCUGAUUUUGGUGCCUCCAGUGGAUCUUAUCUUGCCUUCAAAGUUAUUUCCGGACCAAAGAGGGGGGAAAAAACUCCAACUAAUUCUGAACACUGACUGUAAAUCUUUAAUGUGGAUGAUUUUAAACAAUGACUCAUUCUUUUUAAAUCACUAAUAUUCAAAUUUUCUCACUUUGAAAUAUCUCUGAGAACAAAGAGCCACUUCAAAGCUCUAUUAUGCUCUUUUUUGUAUUUUCGUAUACAGACUAUAAAAUAAAUAAGAUUUCCCUUUACUGAAAUCUAAAGCUGGUGCAGGACCUACAUAGUGUACCAGUUUAGCACUUACUUAGUAUCUCAAGGUUUCAUUGUACUUACCAAAGAAUGUGUUAAAUAUAUUUUCAAAUCACCUGAUAUUUAGGAAAUUUUCUGAAAAUAUGUGGCCCAUAAUAAUAAUAAACUACUAAAUAAAACAUUAUUAAACAUGGGGUUUAUUUUGUGGACAAGAAAAUCAUGAAAUUGAAUGUAUGCGGUAGGUUAAUACUGAGUGAAGUGACAAAGGAAAAUGUGCGAAAGUACAAAGAACCAAAGAGCAGUUACAGGUGUUUGUGGUUUUUCAUGAGGUGAUACUUUCAUCUCACAUUUUAUCAUCUGUUUUAUUAAUAGUGAACGAGCUAAAACACAAGGACAAGAGACCAGAGAGACAAACAUGAGCUCUUUCUCUGGCUGCAAACCGCAGAGGGUGUGCCGUCCUCUUCAUCUCUUUUCCUUGGAAGUGUGAGGUCCUCAUCUCUUAUUCAAUACUCGGCGCCUCAUUUGCCGAAAGUUGCCUUGGGUGUUUUGUUUUGGAUCCUCUCUCCUCCUGCUUCAGCUUUAAAAAAGAAAUGAAGCACAAGGAAAAGUGGUUUUGUUAUGAAGAGAUAAAGUAAGAUUUAAAUAGAUCAUUUUAGAGUAGCAGGACCUGUUCAUGCUUUACCUUCUUUUGUAUUUACAGCAUUUUAACCAAAUCUCCUGCACACUACUGCCUCCCACUGUUAAAAACCACAAUCCCAAAAAACAUAAUAUGUAAAAUAUUAAAGGUUAAAAAAAGAAAAGUAUCACUAUAUGUAUCGGCUAAGAAAAUCUGCUUUUCUUUAAUAUUAAUUAUCCCUUGAUUACACAUUUAUGACUGUCUUUUUAAUCAUCUUAUCCUCUCCUGUACAUAUUUGCAUGUCAUAGACUGCAAACAUAAUCAAUAUUCAAUUAGUUUACGCAACUCUUGAUAGAUUUGCAGAGGGAAACAUACAUGCGACAGCCUGUGUGGAGAUGUAAUCUGUAACUGGAGCACAACUCCAGGCAAGCUGUGUAACAUUGGGACUCUGGUGGCAUCUACAGGGCAUGUGUGUGUGGGCAUAAUUGCAUGACAGGACCAUUGUGGAGGCCUGGCACACAAACAAAGCCCAUCACUGUGGAUUUCUAUGUGCUUUCAUGCAUGUUACACUGAAGAGAGUUCAGUGAGAUGGAUUCAGAGGUGUUGGGGAGGAGGGUGGUGAUUGUGAUUGUGAUGGUGGCAGUGGGUUUGGUUAAUGUCUGCCUCUCUGCUUCGUACUGCAUACUGCAACGGACAUAUGCACUGUCAUAUAGUCUACAUAAGAGGGGCACAUUAUUGUUUGUACACUGUGGGAGAGGAAUGGCACUCUGGUAUUUGCACAGGCUGAAGUGAGUCUCUCUCUGUGUUGUUUAUAUAUAGCGAUGUAAAGGGUUGUAAUAAUGAAUGUUUCUGUGGGUGGUGGGCAGGAUAGUCUGUCAUACAGACAUCGACGCUAAUGACCUUAAUCAUGACCUCGUUGCAUCACCAUGGUUACCUCCUACUCUCUGCCGGGAGUUAAGAGUGUGAGGGUGCCCGGGACUGUACUUUACGUGUCACUAAAUUACACGUUUACCAACAGCUUGUGAAAACAAUGCAUGCAUGGAGAUGGAUUGUGUUGGAAAAAAUAUGUAAAAUUAUCUCUUACAUUGCCCUGUGAUUGGGUAAGUGGCUGUUUCUAGAGAUGCAUUCAUAACUGCAUUUACAUCCUCAUCUUUGUUGCUUAACAUGUGUCUCUGUUUGCAUUGUAGGUCUUGUUGGAUAUCAAUGUUGUUUUGUUUGUUUUAUUUACGGCUACUUUUGUGGAGGCAGUCCAUUUUCCUUAGAGGACAGUUAAAGCUCCUGAGGGGAUCUUUCAGUUUGUCAAUUUUGUUGCCCCCUGUGGAAAAGCCGUCUUUGCCUAAUUACCCUGAACAUGUUUGAGUAUUGACUUUUGACCAUGCGUGGCUAACACCUACCCCUUCACACAAGUUCCAGGCAUGAAAAAUUAGAAAAUAAAAAUAGUCAGUGUUGUCACUGAUGGUUUUGGGUCUUAUGAAGAGGCAACUGUAUAAAUUUCCGUCUUUUUUAUUAACAUCAAAAAACUUCCCAUAGGAGCUUUAAGUGUAUGACAUUAUUAUAACCCUUUGUAGUCAACAUGUCUAAAGCUCCUGUAAGGAAUUUAUGGUUUGUUUAUAUUGUACAUUUAUUUCAUUGAUUAUAUUUAAAUAUGGAUGUAGAGACUGCUUUCUUUCAACAAAAAAGGCCACUGGGGUUUAGGUUCACUUGCAUCUGUGACUCGUUCAAUUAUCAGUCCGGUUUGAGUGUUAAAAAAAUAAUUUAUUGUUCAAAAAAGGAAAGAAAAUACACUGAUCCAGGUCUAAAACCUUUGCCUUCAAAUGAAAAAAGUGAUAUGCUGUGAUGAGGCUGAAACAGGAUGAGUGAAACGGUGACAAACGGUCAACAGAAAAUUAUCAGAGCUUACCACAACCUGUUGUCUGACUACACCGGUGAGAUUUAAAUAACCCGCCGAACAUCCCAAAACCAUACCCCUCAGUGAGAAUCCCUGGAUGUGACAUACCUAGAAUCAUAAAUCAUAUCCUAAACAAAUAUUUUGGCUCUUACAAUGGACAUCAUGCCUCUAUCUUUUUACAUUGUGAGAAAGGAUUAAACCCACAGCUAGUCACCAGGGGGAGCUCAAAACAUUUAUGUUUCACUUUCUAGGAGUGGUUGUGUUGCAGUUUUAAAUUAUCUGGUUUAUACUGAUGACCCCUCUAGACUAAGCUGUGCCCCUUAUCUCUUGUCUCAUAUUAUCAUGCACAUGUGCAAGCAUGCUGUCAUCAACUUCUUCUGACACCUGGUGGCAGUGGUUACAAGCAUUAAACAUUAUGCAAAACUGUCAUAAUGUUUUUGAUGGUUUUGGUUACAGGAGACAUCAAUAUCACAAUAAGCUUAAAGUUCCUCCUGAGAGAUGUAAGAACUUUGGUCCAAUAUUCCUAACACCACAAGAUUUGGAGACCCCUUUUACUUUACUGAAUUUCAUGAUGGAUUUUAAAUGUACUUUUUUAUUUCCCUGAGAGUUUUCAGUGAGUAAAGUCAGUGAAAAUAUUUUAAAUGUUCAAACCUUAUGGAGGGGAUCUACUUUAAUCUGAAGACAGCAGACUCAAGCUGAGAAUGUAAGACGGAUCCAUAAAAGUGGAAUGAAACUGCUGAUGUAACUGCCACCAUGAAGCCAUGUGGUCUUAAGCAUGCAUUCAUUUAUUCACCAUGUCACUUAAGUGGAAAAAAAAAAACAUCUGACUUCUCUCUUUUGAAAUAGUCGAUGACUUCUGACUUUAUUUAUGGUUUUAGAAUCAGAGUCUGGAGGUAGUUUCACUUCCUCUCAUGAUUGUCAUAGUGGCAUGUUGUAUUUUGACAUAGAAUGUAAGAUAUUACGGCAGCAAGGGGAAGCGUAAUUUAAACAUCGGUCCACUGAUUCACAGUAGUCAGUGUAAGACAUUCUGCUUUGUUUUUCUUGUUUACUUCAUCUGACCCCAUCUCCUCCUCAUGAGGCACUUUAAAGGUUUCUGGGCAUCAGUGACUGACAAAGAGGGCAAACAACAGCAAAGUGAAAUCCAAGCUUCAAAAAGUUUUGAAAAAAAAUCUAUAUUUUGGAUCAACUCCGGAUCUGCCAGAAAGAACAAGGAGAAUUUAACAAUGAGGAGAAUUUCGAAUCGCUGCAAACAUAUGAAAACCAUUUUGUGCUCAGAACGCUCAUAUUUUCUUUCUGGGUAGCCACACACAUUGAAAGUGGAGCGCUUAAAACAAGGCAGAACCAGAUGUUUCGGUGACAUGAGAACAAUUAAAGCGAUUAGAGCGGGUCGUCAGAACUAAAGCAGAGUUCGAAAAACUUAAAGCUCUUUUUUUAGACCUACCUAGAGUUCAUCUGCGUUACAAUGUGCUCAGCAAAAGUCAGAGAAGUCCCAGUGUAGCUCUACAGUCCCAUAACUCUUCUGGCAUGCUUCUUGUUUAAAACCACUCACCUCCCAUUUUUCAUCCACUUUCCAUUCAAUAGCCUCUCUUACCACUACCCAACAACUCUCCCCAGAGCCAUUAGGCUGAAGUUACCGUAGCGAACAUUGUAUAUGCAUAAACACAUGCUCUUUUUUAGACUCUUUUUCUCUUUUAAAAGCGACAGUUUAUUUUACAAAAUCAGAGUGUGGGUUAGCGUGUCUGCACUUUACAUCUUGUUUUCAAUGCACAAACCACAAAAGCGCAAGCCGGGCCAAGCAGAACUCAGACUUGAAAGGACUGCUGUGAUUGGAAGAAAAAUGGAGAGGGAGAGUGCAGCGGCGGCAGCGGCAUGGAAAUCAGAAAAAAUCAUGUAGGUUUGAGUGUGUGUUUGUCAGUGUGUGUUUGUCAGUGUGUGUGUGAAGCAGCUGGUUCUGGUCAGCUGACAGCUAUUGCAGACAUUGAUUUGUAGGGUGAGCCGGGCUGGGCUGAACCACGCACAGCUGCAGCCAGUGUGUGUGUGUGUGUACUAGAGGAAGAGAGAGAGAGGGAGGGAGAGAGAGCCGUGUAAGGCUGCCAGUGUGGAAGCUCAGCGAAAGCAACAUUAGGAGCUGGAGGCUGAAGAGUGGCGGUACACACAGAGAGCUUGCAAAGUAGGACCAGGAUAGUUGACAAGGAUGAAGUGAAGCCUCAGUUUUCCUAGAGCGCCUGAACACAGCACGGCACCACUGGCUGGACCAGGGGCUGAUUGGACCUGACUGAAGCAGAUUGUUGAGUUCAGGUUAACUAGGAUAAACCAGGAACUGCAGUCCAGGGGAAGCCCGGGGAUCAGGCUGGAUCAGGGGGUGACAGCAGUGGAUUAUGGGUUGUUCGGCAAGUGUGGUCCUUCUUCUUCGUUCAGUAGGCGGGGCUGACUGCGGUCACAUGUGUUCGAGACAGGACCAGAUAUCAUUGGAUGCUGCAACUCCCACCCUUGAGGGUUACACCAGUACCACCUCACCUCUGACCAUCAUUGUCAUGGUAACUAGCAAUGCUGCUGCUGCAACCUGCUGAUUUCCAAAGCCUGACAACUUAGUGCAUGUGUCUGCAGGUAGAAGGGUCUACAGUGUGUGUUUUUGCAGUGUUUGUGCGCAAAACUUGAAUGUGCAUGAAUAAAUAGCUCCGUACGUUUCAGCUUCUAAUGAUUGAUGGAUUCAUGAACCAUAAAUUUGAAGCAGAACUUCACGUAUAAACGUAAUAGUCAAAUUCCUGCAUCCUUCCAUUGCCUUCUACAUCCCCACCUUACCCUCUUUAACUUUCUGCGGCUUUCUUUUCCCGUAUUGCCGAGGCUGCAGUAUGAUCGAUGAGCCAAUGGGGUCUGGUUGUCACCCAUCACAGCUGAGAAGCAGAAGGACGGAAAUGGAGAGAGGAGAAUGGAGGGGGAUGGUGGGGUCAGACAUGAGGAAUUUAGUUUCUGUGGGAAAAAUCCUCUUUCUCUGCAUAUGGCUCACAGAGAAGAUGAUAAAAAUAGCAGUUCAAACAGACCCAUGAAUAAGAUGCAGAGGGACCGAGCUUGUAAGUGAAUGAAUAAAGACAUAUAAUGUAAGGCUGGAUGAAUGAAAUAUAUCAGUGUACAUGUGUGCUUCCCGUUCAUGACUUCUCUUUCAGUGAAGUGAUGCAUGUGAGCCAUCUGUUUGGUAUCUGUAUCCAUUAGUGUUGGCUGGAGGUUUUAUUCCCAGAAAGACCCUGGUUUCUGAAAGCCCAGUGGAAAAAAUGUUCGAGUUUUGGCAGGGUGGGAUUUUUACAGUCGCCCUUUUUGUCUCCCUUUUUUUCCCUCCCCCCAUUAACCUUUCAUGUCUGUCCUCUUGCCUGAUUUUCUGGCCUCUCUGGCGAAGCAGAAUCAUAAGUUUAACUUGCAAAGUCAUGUUUGCAUGCUGAUUCCUGCAAUGCAAGCAUAAGAAUGUGUGCCGUUGUAUUCAGGCCAGUCUCUGCUGAAAACUAGCGCACCAACUCCACUUUCUGCUGAUGUAGCGUGCUAUAGUUUCUUUUUUGAGAGCAGGAGAUUUAUUAGCACAACAAUGCCAACUUUUUUUACACUUCUCCGAGCUGAAACAACUUAAUGGUGUGGAAAUGUUGGAGGUAGUUUUUGAACCUCGAAUUAGUAACCCCAACUUCUUGAAGAACAGAAAUGGCACUGUUCUCAAUAGCAGCAGGUUUCUGCAGCACAGUUUUAUGUUCAAGGCAGAGGUCCAAUGUGUGAUUCAUUAGUGAUGAUUUACACACUCUUUAAGAAAGCCAGGUUAAAGAAUCAAGCAAAAAAAAUAAAAAAACAGCAUAAAAAUGAAAUCUGAGAAAUACUACCACACAGCAGCAAAAAGACAGAGAACAACAGAGGCUCGAGUACAGAGCCUUGGGGAACUCCAAAGGUCAAAGGCGGCCCUGGCAACUAUGAAACCAACAUUAGGUUAAGACAUCUCUGUCUAAGUUUGUCUCUAUGUGUAAAUACACACACACAGUAUUCUGCAUGACAUAACGAUUAUGUAAUUUCCACUGAAUUAGCUGUCAUUCUGUGGUAUCAGUGCUGUAAUCAUUUGCAACUUCCUUGGUCAGAAGAAAUUGGUGUCAUGAUAUAUGUUCUGGUAUUUAGUUUUCCCCUAGUUUUGGUUAUCAGAGUAUAUUUUCUUUGUGCUUCCUAGUGUUUCUGUUCCCCUGUAGUCUUGUCUUGAGUUUUCAAUUUGUGUCUGAUCCCACUUCCCUCAUGUUCUCAGUGUUUUAUUCCUUAUCAGUGUUUCCUGUUUUAUUUUGAGGUAGUUUAUUCCCUGUGUUUCUAGUCUUGUUUUACUUCCUCAGUUUUCCCUCCUCAGUAAUUGUCUGAUCUUGUGUCUCUGUGUCUCACCUGCCUCUCGUUGCUCGUUUCCCUGUGUGCAUAUAUAGUCCUUGGCUAUGUCCGAAAUGGAUCCCUAACCCUUAUAUAGGCGACUAUAUGGGGGUCAUUUUGAGGGGUGUUCGAAACCUGAGUGUGAGUGAUCAAUUCCAGUGCCCCAUAUAGGCGACUCAAAAUUUCCCAUAGAGCAUUGCAAAAUGUAGUGACCAUCCGAUGGUCACUCACCGGUGGUGGGCAUCCCGUCAUGCAUUACGUCUUGCCAUGUAGUGUCCGAAACCUCCAGUAAUUGAGCUCACUACAUAGUCAGCUAUAUAGUGAAACCCCAUAUGGGGAUUAGGGGUUAGGGAUUGAUUCAUUUCGAACACAGCCAUAGUCUUCCCCUCUUUCUUUGUCGGUCCAUGCCUCUGCAUGUAUGUCUUAGUGUCUCCAGUCUUGUGGAUUUCCCCCCAGUGCUUUCUGUUGGUUUUUGCCCUUUUGGGUUUUUGAGUUGAAUAUUUUUCAAGUAAGUUUUUGUUGCUUUUUAUUUAGUUAUUUUUUCAUUAAACCACUUUUUGUUCUGCAGUUGUGCCCUUUUUCUGUUUGUUUGGCUCCGGAAUGUGACAAUCGGACCAAAAAUACUACCAGUGUAGCUGUUGGAAUCAAGUAAAACUCCAGAAAUCUGUAAACUUUAUCUCAUUUUUAUUAUGUUUGACUGUAAAAAGUAGGGACACAGGUGGAAUUACAAACCACAAACCAAAAGGGCAAGAUCUAAUGCACACUCAAUAAGUCCUUGUUCCCUGGCUGUCAGACAUUGUAGUUCACUGUCCGUCUCCAUCCAUCACCCCCUCUAAACUUGACACUCUGUCUGUUCUCCUGUCACUGACACUGACACUGUGGUCAGCGAAAGAAUGCAGAUACUUCACUUUCUCUUUUGCCACUGUCAGUCCUCGCCGCUGUUGACCCCUGAAAACUUCUUGAGUGACAUUUGAAAAUAUGUUUUUGUCUAGUUAAUCAGUCACGGACAAGAAUUUUGGAUUUCUGCUAUUUUCCAUCUGGGUUUCUGAGAGUUUGGAGAACCAUCAGUGGAGUAAACAGAUUGAAGGAGAUGUGUGAAGUGAGCAGGCAACAUGCAGGUGUGUCGUUUUCUUGUUAGAAGAAGUUACAAACAGGUUUCAUGGCUCUUCACCUCACCACGUCAAAUUGAACCUCUAAAAGUCGAGAUCAGAGGAGGAGACUUUGCUCAGAAGUAUGAUCCCUAUUAGUCCCACUGUGUCUCUCUGCAAACCCUGUAUCGCUUUAAUGAUUCAAAGCAGAUGGUUUCUGUCUAGUUUCUUCUCCCCUCUGCUGUCUCAGCUGUCCUCCUCUUCCCACUUCUCUACUCUCCUUUGUCCCUCGAUCAAUCUGUCACACUCUUUUUCUUCUUCUUCCACACUUCCCACUCACUUUGUUUUUGUCACACUUUCCUCACAUCUAUUAACAGGAUGAUAAGCCCUCGGAUACAGAGCAGCUUGUGGAAAUAGUCAAACUCUGUGAUUUCUCUCCGUCUUUUUCUCCAUCUUUCCUGCUCUUCUUUUCUCCUGACUAAUUCAGCAGACCCUCCCUGCUCCCCCAUUGUCCCACGUCCAUGUUCACAGUCACGCUGUGAGCGGCCAGUCUAGUGCUCUAUUUGCGCACUCCACACAGCCGUAGUUUACCAACAUCAUCGCCCACUCUUUUUCUCACCCCUGCUUAAAGGGAGGGAGAAGGAAAACAGAGAGACCCUGGACUGACAUAGAGAUGUUAAAAAGGGGUGUUUAACCGGAUGAGAACAAGGGAGCAGAAGAGAGACAGAGGGAAUCAAAGGAUGAAGAAAUAAAGGAGUGGGAUGUGGUGAUAGGAGGGAGGACAAAUGGAGGGAUGGGGCCAGCUGAGGCAGCUGGAGCAAAAGAGAGGAGGGAGAGAAUGAAAGAGGGAUCGCUGCUUACAUUAGAUAAACUUGAAGGAGUGCAGUGCCAACCAUCAAAGGCUCAUUAACGUUAUAAGAUUAGGAAAACAUUCAGCAGAUUAAGAUUAAUGAGUUACUUAGAAGUGUCUGUGCUUGGAGGUUUAUUACGCCGUGUUACUGUUUUACCGUCUCUUGAACAUCUGAGAGACAGUAAUGAAUUAUGGUGUUACAGAGCAGUCUCAUUUCACUCAUAAACUCUCACAAACAUCAAGAUGCUAUCUCAGGAAAACGUCUGCAACUCACACUUUUAAAGCCACAAGAAACUUUCCAUGAGGCGUCGUACCGUCUUUGCACCUAAACCUCAAAUGCGUCUAAAAUUUGAUCCAGGUGAUUGAGUAUAACCCUUAAAUAGAAUAAUACAAAUAAUGUGACCUUUCGACACAGAAGACUUUCCCACAUUUUAGUUAUCUCAAAUACUCAGUAAGCACAAGCAACACAUUGAAAACAACACAGACAUGAAAUUGAAACAACAUUUUCCUUAUUUAGCCCUCUAUAAGGUGAUUAAUUGUUAUUAUUUAUUUCUGUAUUUAUUCCUUUGCUGUUGUUUAUGCUGCUUUGUUGAUUUUAACUGUUUUGAUGAUUUUAAUUGUUAAUAGUGUUUUGUUAUCAUUGUUUUAUAUGUUCUGUAAAGUGUCCUUGAGUGACAUGAAAGGCGCUCUAAAUAAAAUUUAUUAUUAUUAUUAUUAUUAUUAUUAUUUGGGUUUCUUUAUUUAGUUGUUUUUAACAGAUUAAACAGAUUUAGGCCUGACAUUGCCCAGUUUAUUCUGUUUUCCUGGGGGUGCCUUAGCAGCAGUCACUGACGAAAGUGAGUGCUGGAAGCGAUCGUACAGACCUGCAACCAAUCAGAAUACCGCAGCAUGGCAUGUGAUGAAACAAACAGCAAUAGUGAUGUGAAAAGACAGCGGCAUGCAGAGGAAAAGAAAAGUACUUUUCUCCCAGAUUAACUAUCUACAUCCACUUUUUCAGUCUUGUUAGGACGAAAUAAAUCAUGAGGUUCGUUUAAUAGAGUUUUAACAAGCAGCAGCUGCCAUCCUGGUUGUUCUUGAAAACACUGAAGCAUCAUUUUUUGUAACUUAUAACUUGAACUAUUUAUAAGUCAAGAUUUUUGCACUCGCAUGAUACCAAGUUGUCACAUACUGUUGCAUAUUUGCAACAAGUGUAAUGGUGAAUUUGAUAUACAAACACAUAAAAACAUAGUCUAUAUUCUUGGCUACGUAACAGUCAUUCUGCCUACCUCCCUGCAACAGCAUUUCGUCAGGAUUAGGAUUUCUUCCCACAGUAGCAGCAAGAUAUUUCACCCCUGGGACCUGCAGAAGAUUCAGAGAAACUGGCAUUAGUCAGAGAGAGUCCCCGGUGGGGGAUCAUUGCGUUAAUCCAUCAGUGUUUGAAAGAACUUCAAAUGGCACUUGAAGUUUUGUGUUCAUAGGUAAAAGAGUUUGUUGUACCAUCAGAGUUUUGUUUCCUCUUGUAGAGAUCUCUGUUCUGCUCUAAGGUUAGUGCUGGGGGAAGUGAGUAUAUACAGUAAAUGUGUACAGGCCAAACAUUUUGUUGAUUUUUGUAAAUCUGUGAUGUUUUAAUGUGGUUUUUUUAAUAAGUGAGAAAAACAACAUCUAUGAAAGCAUAUUUAUUUCAUUUUCCACAGUUUUAUGAUGUGACUACCUGUAUAAGACAGGCCAGCUUUUGAACAGGAAGUCCAUAGUUUGCACGCUCAUAUUUGUGUGUGUGAGUUGACAGUGUGCCGUUGAUAAUAUUGGACAUGAGCAGAUAAGGUGCUGAGGGUCACACUGAGGGUGUGCUGGUUCAUGAUAGUGAUUAACAGAGAAGGGGAUGUGUUUGCACUUUAAGUUUACUGGGGGCCGAAAGAUGUUAACUGUAUUUGUUUGUUGGAGAUAACAGAGUCUGGUCUUGCUGUGCUGAACUCAGAAAGCGAAAGACUUUGAUGGUAUGAUGUGUAGAGAAUAAAGCACCUCAUUGGUUCGUUGCUCCUCUGCUGGGGAUUUUCUGUUUGUGUGGUUGUGUGUGUGCUCAAGUGUGAGUCGGACACCAAACACCAACUUCCUCUACAUCCACGUGUGCCGACACACACUCACAAAGCCGCUCAGUGUUACUUCUGUUUCUGUUUAGGGCACAUGCCUGCGAUGUGCGAUUUGUGAAGAUCAGUUUUGUAUUAGCGGUAAAUGUAAAGUUGAAAAGGUGAAGUGUUGCUGUUUGUUUUCUGUACACCUUUGAGUUUUGCAAUGAGCUUCAGGAGUAAAAUCACCUUCAGGAAGAGACUAAAGAGCAAACGAGUGAGAUCGGAUUUCACCCGACUGAGCAUCGUAUGUAUUUUUAUUUUUAUUUUUUAAAUUUUUUUAUCACAAUGUCAAGUCACAUAUCUGGUGCUUUACUCUCUAAACUAUUACUUAUAGACUGUCACAUGGCUAUGGCUUACUAUGAGUUGCACACAUACUGUCAGUCAUCGUCUUAAUGAUUCAUUCAGCUCUUAAAAUAUGAGAUCUUUCACAUCUAAAGAUAUGGCCGUUUCCCCCCAUUGAACAUGACUUUGUGAAAUCUAAUUAUUUGUGUAUUAAAGUUGCUCACUUUUCAGCUCAUGUGGGGAAAACCAAACUUUCUCCUGUAAUGUUUUCACUGAUGUCACAUAGGUUAGAGCAGAGUCACAGGGAAUCUUUGGAAACCCCAAACUGUAUCUCAUGGCCUGGUCUGACCUUUCCAACCUCACAUUUAAUCUUGUCAUCUACUGUACUUACAUUACUGUUUCCCGGAAAAGCAAACUUUUUUGGUGUGAGAGUUUGUUACGAAGCUUCUUAUUUUGAUUCAGUACAUACAUAAUUCAUCACUCAAAUGUGUAUUGUGACAUGCAGAUUGAUAGUCCGGGGAUAUGAUGUUAGAUAUAGCUUAUAAAAAAAACACUUAUUAUAAAAUCAGACACCUUCAUCCUGCAUGUUUAGUCUAAAUUAAAGCUCCUGUAAGGAACUUUUGGUUUGGUUGGUUUGUGUUUUAAAGUUUAAGUAGCAUCAAGUGCCAGUCAUAUGUAUCAUUUCUUGUGACUACUUGAUGUGAAAAUUGUAAAAAAAAAAUUAGCUUUUUUCAGCUUUUCGGCAUCUGCGUCGCAUCAAAAAUAUAAUACACAAAUUGUCAAUCUUGCUCCUGAUGAUCUUGUUUGUUUUUGGCUACUCGUUUAAAGACUUGAGUAUAAAUUUCAGUUUAUUUUACAAACAUAAAUAAACUCCUCACAUGAGGAGGAGCCAAAAACAUAAAGAUAUCUAGUUUACACUAAAUAACAAGCAAAAGGAACAAAUAUGGUUGAAUGAGAAGUUAAACGUUACAAUUUUUUGCAUUUUUUGUCAAUUUCUUAUUCUUACAUUGUCAAAUUAAGUCCAUCAGUGCGUGAAAGUUUUACCACUAAGAAAUAAGGAACAAAAACUUGACAUGAACUCCAGAUGCUUAUCUUGUAAAACCCAGAUGAAUCUCGUCGACCUUGUAUAGGCCUACUGCAUGGUGGUAAACUUGAACAGUAUGGAGAGUAGCAGUGGUGCAUAAACAAAAGGUUGCUCUGAAACAGACAGCGUCUGAGUUACAUUCUCGUUUCCCUCUUGGUUGCGUUCCAGCAGACCUGUUUUUUCUGUUAGUGUAGCUGUGGUGUGUAAAAGCUCCGGCCUGCAGUGUGUGCGUGUGAACUAAAACCAGAGAUCAUUACUUCCUCACCGCAGCCUGCUUCAAGCUCUUACUUCGCUGCUGUUUCGCUUGCUGUUGCCUGAAUGACAAAGUGAUCCACCAGUCCACGUUGCGUGUUUCACAAAUCUAAAAUGAUGUUUUCGGAGGGUGACUCAUUGACAGGUUACAUAAUCUUUCAACAAUUUAUUAGACGCCUGAAAUAAAAAAGGAAAGUAAGUGCGUAUUAGAUUGUUUGGUCUGCAAUGCAACAGUGUCGUAUGAGUUCAGCGCUAGUGGUUUUUAUGCACUAAAGGUGUCUAAACCGGGUUUGGAGGACAGCACGAGAACAGGUGUCCACAUUUAGAAGCAACCUUUGUGUGUUUGAGGUUUAGAAAUGUCAGUAAAUUCAGGGCCUUGUCACAAGUUGAAGUUUUCAUAUAGCUUCUGGGUUGUAAGUUGGUUAAAUGAAACUCUGUGGGGUGUGUUGAAGCUUCACUGUUGAAGCUGUCCAGAGACUUCCUUCAUGGUUAUUUCAGGUCCUGGUGAUGUCAUGGUAAAACACAGGAAGUGCUUCUGUCUUUGACAAAUGACAAAUGUACUUUAUAUUGCUUUAUUACCUGCUGUCAAAAUCUCUCAGAAUUGAUUUGAGAUACGAAUUAAGGAGCUUUAAGUCUCUAAAGCUCAAUUUUUGUUGUUGUUACAUAAUACCGUAUUACUCUACAUGUAUUUAUAAUGACAGUUCAAGUUUUGUGUUGUAAACCUGACAAAAAUUCAGUUUUCCAAGUGUUGUCUGCAAGCUUUUAUAGUCAGCUUACAAUACUUGCCACUACUUUUCAAUCCUUUGUAAUGAAAUAUUUUACUGUUUUAUUAUAAUUUUACAUAGUAUUUAUGUCAAAUACCAAACACAUCAUGUGAAAACUGACUGGAUGUUUCUGUUUUCAUUCGCAGCAGGAAAAGCCGAAGGUGAUCGAUCCUCUCGACUAUGAGACAGUGAUCUCUGAACUGGGAGACGAGUUGAAGGAGGACCCUCUCAGAGACUUGCUCCUGUUCCCUGAAAAUGAUUUCUCGGUGAGUUGGUGUUUCAAUCUGAGCUCAGUCAAGACUCAACCAUAUUAUAUAACGAAGUUGGAUAUAAAUCUAAAACUUUUAUCUAACCAAGAUCAUUUUAAGCAUCAAUUAUUAUUUUAAAUGUCAACAGAUAAGUUGCAAAGGGCUCGCUAUUUAUAACCACAGCUACCGUCAAAACAUACUUUUCUCCUUUUUCUUUUAUGCAAAGAGACAUGAUACUUUUUAUCAGGAGCGCAGGUGUUGAGUUUCACUCAGCCUGUCUGCAAUGAUGAUUUGUGGUUUGAUUAGAGUGCCAGAAAGUCCCUCCACAUCUGUCAUAACAUUACGUCAAGCUAGAGCACACUGCAGCCGCCACGCUUGGCUUCUUAUAGUUAAAACAAGAGUCGCAGAAACAACCAGACCCUUGUUUAAAUCCUGCUAUAUUACAAGAAAGUAUUGAAAAAGUUGUACCAUGCAGAUCUGUAUUAAUCAACAAUAAUCACUCCAACGUUUUCUUCAUGCUGCACAUUUCAGUUCAGUUAAUUCUGAGGAGGGACUUCUGGUUUAGGACAACGCAGUGACUGAUCCCAUCCCAUAAUGCAUGUAUCAUUGUAUAGAUGUAAACAUAACAUGGAUGGACAUGCCUCUUGUGUUUAUAUGGAGGAUUAUUUCACAGUAGAAGCUCAGAUUUGAUCUGAAUACAGUCCAUGCUGUGUCUAAUUUGAUGAAGAUGUAUUGUUAUUAAACAUACGACAUGGGAAAGAUUUCCUCCACUCCUGCGUGACACACUUCUUCACUUUAAUCACGCAUGUUCAUCAUUAGGGUCUUUUCAUUAACGUCAACUAUUUAUUGUCUUCGGCUCCCCUCAGCUCUUUGUUUAUUAUUGCUUUCAUUACCGAGCUAAUGCGUUUCUACAGAUGCGAAUCCGCUGCACAUGAAGAUGACCUAAUAGCUGCUCGUUGUAAAGAGAAACAUUCGCUCGUGGACCCUGAAGUUGUAGCUUUAAUGCACGAUCCUGCUGGUUUCAAGCUCCGUCUGGCCUCAAACGCACAAUCUUCUCUGAUUUUUCUUUGUCUCCGCAGCCCACAGUCAAUUUCCAUAAUUGUAAGUGAAAGUGGCUUGGCAGGGUACUGCUAAUGCACAAAAGGCAUUUACUAGAUUUGCUUCAUUGCCAGUUGGUUCACGAGCUCAGCGCUCAGAGCCAGCUGAUUUGGAUGUGUAAAUCAAAGUCUGUCUGUGUUUGCACACAAUCAUCUGCAGUGCUGACUUGUUUUCAUUUCUUUUAGAAAAAACAUCUCAUGUAUUAAAGCUGUUGGAUUUACAUGCAAUGGUUAUUAUAGUCGUGGGUCUAAACCCUGGACUGAUCAACAGUUUGACGUGUGUUAAUGUGCUGAGACCACAUCCAUGUUUUCAACAGUCUAUAGGUGCUGCACUCACUGCUCGUAUAGACCUGUGUAAGAAGAGUGUAUUACUUGACAAAGUGGGUGUUGAGCAGGCACAGUGUACCAACCACACAAUCCUAGUUUAGCAUGUUAGCAUUCUUAUUUUGAUUUAGAGCAUCAUAUCAUUUAAGCGCUAAGACAGCAGCUUUUGAAUCCCACUUUUGUUUGUUGAUUUUGAGAGAAGCAUGAUUUUUUUUUUGCACUGAUCGUUUAAACUCUAUAGAUAACACAAAGGAAAUAACAACAUGAACUUUAGUGCCAACAUGUUGAACGAGCUACCUCAAGCCACAUGAAUGGCUUUCCUGUUCACGGGUAAAACACCCUCCUCCUUCAGUGUUGUUUACUCUUUUCUCGUGGUUAUUUAGACGACGCUACGUUCAUCAAAAAUUAGUGUAAAAUGUUCACUUUGAAUGUCUGCACAUGCUUGAUGAUGACUUUGACCCGUUUUUUUAAGUUUCCCCUCUUUCUUUUUUAAACAGCGGAGGCUUUUUGUGUGUUUUUGUUUAUUCAAAUUGUGGAUAGGUGUCGUUUUGUGCUCUACAGGUUCUAAAGCAGAAGUAAAAAUAACCACACAAUGCUCACUCCACUUAUUUCUCAUAGAGCUGUUAUAUAUUUAGUCAGGAUUUAUGGUCUAACAGGCCUCUGUUACUCACGUAUCUCAUUUGAAUUCAGUUUGGUUACAGCAGCCCUGUAAACAUUCACACUCAUUGAAUAUGAUAUGAUCUCCGCUCUUUUUUUGCUUUUAGUGAGGUGACUGAAAUCUGAAAAAAACAUAUUCAGGAUCUUUCAUUUUACUGUUUUCCCCUUUAGGUAUCCACUGUGCCUCAGGAGAGUCGGACUCUCAAGUCAACUGUUCCAGAGGGGGCGGAGCUACAGGCUGAAUGUCUGCUGGUCAGACAGGUGAGUUUCAAUGCACGUGCAGGGCUUAACCAAAGCCGCUGUGGUUUGGUCGGAAAGGGUUUCAGUUGGUGGUGGUUUUUUCUCACUUCAGGCUGCUCUUGAUGUAGACCAUCACCAUAGCAAUGACUCCACAAAGAACCAGAUGUGUGCGCCUAUCAUGAACUAUCUGCAAAGGCAACUGCCAUUAGAGCUAAUUCUGGGUCAACUGGUCCUAACCUGGUCCUAAUAAUAUCAGAGUGGACAAGAACAGUAUAAUUUCAUUCGGAAUUUGUGUUUGGGUCUCACUCUCACUCUGCGGCUGAUAUGUUUGGCCUGUUUAAAAUUUUUGACAGUGUUUACCAAAGAUGAGGAUCUUUCUUAACAAGAGAGACAUAAGAGGACAGGAACUUGGUGUUGAGAGAACCAAUGAAGUGAUCUAUCAAGAUGUUAAGAUGUCUCUAUUUGUACAGUCUAUUUGUUCCUCGGGGGACAGAGUUUUAAUUCACUUCCUUUAUAAUUUAAAUAAUCUCAUGAUGAAUCCCAGCCUGUCUGACUUGACUCUCACAGCUCUCUUCCUUGUCUGUACACUUUUCAGCUGCUCCAGGUGCACUUUCGGAAGAGAAGAGGAGGCCAUCAUUUUAGAAAGUUAAUAUUUAAUCUCCAUCUUCUCUUCCAGGCCUGUCAGUAUUACAACUCGGAGCUGAAUGUGGUCCAGUUCAAGUUCGAUGACUACGCCGGAGAAUACCGCCUGCUGCCCAGGUAACGCACUUUGACAAGGCUCUGAAUGUCUGUUUACUGUAUGGAUUGAGAUGUUUACUUAUCAUAAUGUGAAACACACUCUGUAUGCAUAUUCUAGAAAACUUCUACCAAGAGAUGGUUAGCUUGGUUUAAGUUUGAGACGAACAGCUGGCUCAGGUUCUGUGUGCUUGUCAGACUACUUCUCUGUCAAACAUGGACUGUGUACAAUAACUAUACUCAGCCAAGUUGUGCUUUGUAAACUAUCAGAUUUAAAAAUUGUGUUUGAAAGUUUGUUUGUAGCCAGAAGUAACUCAAUAUCCAUGAAAAAAAUGAAGCAGAAGAAAGUCAUGCAGUGAUACAGUCAGGGCUCAAGGCUAAUUCAUUAGCUGGCUAAUGAGAUUGUUAAUGACAGAGUUUCAGGCAGUAUGAAGUUCUAAAUUUGGUUCCAGCUGACCAGAGAUAUGUAUUUUAUAAUAAAACUUUGGUUGGGGAAUGUAGGGAAUUUUUCUAAAAGUACUGGUCCUCUAGUUUGUCCAUUCAUGUGAUGAAAAGUAAGCAACAAUUUUUAGUCCUGUGCUAAAGCCAACCAUGUCUAUUGACCAUCAUCAUUUCUUAGUUGAGUAAAAUAUGACUCAUGUGGAGUCAUUAUCUCUGGAAAAAUGAGUUACAGAAACCAAAACUGUUUCUUUUUUUAACAGGACACAUAUGUGUUUAUUUCUGAUGUAAAGAUAUAAAAAUAUGGUAGUGUUUUAUUGAGAUUGCCUUUUGGAGUCAUCCUGAGGUAGCCAUUUAAAGAGCUGCAGUUUUACACACUUUAAUCUUGCUUUGUUUGCCAGAUAAGGCACAGUCCCUUUCAGGAGUCUUGUAGUCAACAGAAACUCAGCAGAUAACCAGUGGACUCAAUUUAUUCAAUGACAGAAAUGUUAAUGUGAAUUAGUCACACAAGACUAAAAUUGUAUUCAAUUAAUAUAGAUUGACUUUUCAGAGUAUUUAAUCAAUAUUAUACAGGGUCUAAUUUGAUAAACAUUAAAGAUGCAUGCUGUUACUUUUGGAGGCGAGUGAGCCAGCUAUUGGAUGUUACUUAAUCUCAAGCCUUCUAUUGGGGAAAUUUUUUAAUGUAUAUUUCUGUAUUUUGAAUUGAUGUGAUUUCAAAAUGGGUACACCAUCUCUUCAACCAUUAAUUCUCCCCUGAGCUUGUAUUGAUAUGACCUCAUCUAUUUUCUUAUUUGGUAACACUUAACAAUAACCAUAAUUUAUAAAUGACAAAUAGAUAGUUUAUUAAUGUAAGUUAAAAGUUACUUUACCAUUAAAAAGCAAUGAAAUUAUGAUAAACUUUCAUUAAUUAUUAAUGGACUAUUUAUUAUAGGGUUUAAAUAUUGGUUGUAAAGCAUCUAGAUUAAAAUGUGUGUCAGUAGCACUUUGUAAAUGGUUGAUAUUUGGUUCAUAAACCACCUAUAAACAUUACUUAUAUGGUUAUUGUAAAGUUGCAACUGAUGUUUGUAAUACUUUGUAAAUGUCUAAUAAGUGGUUUAUAAACCACCUAUAUACAUUACUUAGAUGGUUGAUGGUUAAACAUUAAUAAACCAUCUGUUAACCAUUUAUAAAUGGUCUAUUUACCAUUUAUAAGUUAUGGUUAUUGUAAAGUGUUACCUCUUACUCCAUAACACUUGGAAAAUGUGCUGCUGAAAAGGUACCAAAUGGAAAUUACCUCUUAAACCAAAAACUUUUAACACAAGGUUCACAAAGGUUUUUCCUUUACUGUUUCAGCAUCAUGAACAUUAAUAAGGCAUUUUCAAACAUGUACAGCUGCUUCAUUUGAUACAUAACUCUGUGUUGAACACUGGUAUAAAAAUGAGAAGUCUGAUUUGUUUGACUCACUGGCUUGAUAAAAGAGGUAAUGAAUUUUUAUUCUCACAAACAAUCAGACUCAGAAGUAAAGUCUGCUGAGGUUGGGUAUAACCACAAUGUGUUACAGUAAGCUGGGAGGUCAUUAACAAUAACAAGAUGGUGGAAGGUGUUGACUGAGAGGGAAGUCAGAGAGGAAGACUGAGAGCAUUCCUCUCUGACGCGUGUUUACACUCAGCGCUCCCUCCAUCCCUUUCAUAAACGUCACUCACCCAUCAGACACCGGUUUACUCAGUCAGUCAGUCAUUUAUUUAAAUCAGGCUGUCAGUCAGUCAAGUGGUGUUUUGUCAGUCCCACUGAGGCUGACCCAGAGCAGCUCUACAGUUACUGCUCCCAACCACAGGAAUGUCACUCUUUAGUCUCAUGGGUGUCCACUGUAUUCUUUCCAUCGGUUCACAUGACCUCCCACAACCGGGAUUAACUUUAAAGCUGAAACAUGACUUAAAGCAUCAAUUGUCUCAACUUCAUUUCAGCUGGGGAAUCAGCAUGAACUCACAUACACUAUUUUUACAGUGUUUGUUUUCAUGGCAAGCCAGCUAUUAAGUUUGGUACGUAUGUCACAAAGGGAGAAGACAGAGAUGCAGUGAAAAGAGUUUAAAGUAAACAGGAUAGAAAAUGUCCAAAGGAAAAUAAAAACAACAAACUCCAGCAAAGAAAUAACCACAAGAGAAACUUAUCCACACAAGGAACAGGGUUUAAGAAACAAAGAAGCCAAAAAUAUUUUUUUAAAAACAACAACAGGAAGACAAAGACUCAAUACAGUGGGAGUAAUCAAGGACAGGUGAGACUGAUCAGACUCACAGGUGAAAACAAUAAGCACCAGGCCCAGAAAGAAACAAAGGGAGGAAGUGAUAGAACGAUGGGAAAAUAAGCCAACCAAACACAACCAAAAUGAACAGUCAGUUUAAUAAGAGAAGUUACUUUUUGUGUUUCUACAGAUAACUAGUUGCAGCGUUUCUGACUCGUGUUGUCAUAUUGCCCCUUUUAAACCAGAAAGUAAAUACAGCUGACAAGUGAGCUAACUGUAACUUUCCAUGGGUUUGUGGAGAGAAACAAGGAAACCUCUAAGGUCAUGAAAAUCCAGCUGAGAGCCUACAUGUGUGGUUGUCAUUAUGAUUGAAUGAAGUGAUACCCAAUAUUUGCAUUCCUUUGGCCAGCCGGCAAUCACUUAAAAUCCUCUAAACGGAGUCCCUAAAGACGUUUUAUAAGACGGCUUUUUACAGCUCUGACUUUUAACACUAGGGUGGUUCCAGUGUUUUCCUCCCCAGACUGCGGCUGAGCUGUCUGUAACUCAGAGCACACUCACAAAAGCAUUUUAUCCCAGUGGCUCACCCACAAAGGUGGUGGGCCUGUGAAAUCAGUGAAGCGAGGUUGGACGAGGACUCACCUAUUGUUGCCUCCUGACAGAGAACGAUGGAGUGAAGUCAGCCACCCACAGUCAGAAGGAGGACUAAUUAAAUUCCUGAAAUCAUUUCUCUCUCUGUCACUAUAUUUCAUUAUCGAGCUUUCACAUUAAUCCUCUCUCCUUCUUCCUUCGUCUCCUCACAGGAAACUGUACAAAGCAGAGAAGCUGCCAUCCCAUUCUUUUGAGAUCGACUAUGAGGACAUGGACAAGGAUGAGGUCAGUGAUGAUCGUCUUCUGACAAAUGCUUUUACAAUGAAUGCAUUACAUGCCGGACACAUCCUGAGGUCCAUGUUUAAAUUAGUUUAUCUCUGCCUCAAAGCUGUUAGAGUAUACUUUGCACAGGGAGUUAGCGCACUGAAGGUCAGCAGGACAUUUUUAUGAACAUAAUUCUACUGACAGCUAUCCCUAAAAAGUCCCCUUUUCUGUAUUGAUCACCCUCGACUCCAUUCCUGGGGUAAUGGAGAGCUAAUGUAUCAAUAACUGACUGCAUUUGUGCUCUACAGGAUACCACCUCACUGUCCUCGUCCAAAGGAGGAGGGGGAGGUGGAGGAGGAGGUAGUGGAGGAGGAGGGAUCGGUGUGUUUAGGUCAGGCUGGCUCUACAAAGGGAACUUCAACAGCACCGUCAACAAUAGCAUCACUGUCCGGGUGAGGAAACAUCUGAUGCUCUCCCUUUUCAUGCACACAUUCACCCCGAUCCUCAGAUCUCCUUCAUCAUAGAUAUUUGAAAAUAAUCCUGUAAACCUUAUUUAGCUCUGACUGUAUCCUUACACCAGUAUAAUGAACCUGUAUCUCAUUAUAUCUCCUCAGUCAUUCAAGAGGAGAUAUUUCCAGCUCACCCAGCUGACAGAUAAUUCCUACAUCAUGAACUUCUACAAAGAUGAAAAGAUCUCCAAGGAGCCGAAAGGUUGCAUCUUUCUGGACUCGUGCACCGGUGUUGUACAGGUGAGUUUUAAAGCAAUCACAGACUGUGACAUAUAUAAAACCUACGAAAAUACAGACUUGGGAAGUCAGGACAGAAGAAACAGCUCUCAGAGGAAAGAUACAGAACACCACAAAAAGAAGGUCCUGGAUUAUUAUAAGAAAUUUUCAUCUCUGUGGAUCAAAUUUUCUUAUUUCAGAUUUGAUAGUUGACUUGAGAUGUGCGAUCAUAGCAUUAUAAUAUGACAUGUCUUGGCCAAUAUAUCAUCGUCUGCCUCUAAAGGGGGAUAAUUAACUUUUUUUAAAAACGUUGUAAGUAGCUGUUAGGGCCACCUCUGGGAUGUCGUGGAUGUUAUUGUCUGCAUUAAGCAGAAAGACAGACAGACAGACUCGUCGUUCCACUUAAAGAACAUAAUUGCAUGUUCGUAAUGCACUUCAUGAGGGUUUGGAAGUUGUGGCUUCCUCCCUCUUUUAACAACCACAGUGAUAUUCGUUGUGGUUUUUUAGGACUGUUAUACUUUUAUCGUCUGCUGUUUAAAAGUAUUCUUAUGCAGUCUUGUAUUUAUCUUUAUGAAAUUCCUCUACAGCUGAAGUUGAAGUUAAAAAGUAAAGACAAGUUUCACUUUGAAGGUUCAUGUUAACCGCGCCCAAACCGAUCUCUUUAUCCUCAUAAUUCAGUAAGUCAUUCUUAGUAAAAUAGCAUUUAAAAGGGUUGUUUAAUCAAUAAGACAUUUGGAAAGUUAACUCAGCUUAACCUAGUUCUGAUUUGAGAACCCUCUAAACUCAAAAAGGAGUACAAUUUUCCACAAACCAAACCAGUUUUGGUUUUGUUGGGCGACCACAUAAUCUUAUCCAUCCUUUCAUCCCUUCCUCCAAAGAAUAACCGCCUGAGGAAACACGCUUUUGAGCUGAAGAUGAACGAGGUUACGUACUUCGUGCUGGCCGCGGAGAGCGAACAGGACAUGGAGGAGUGGAUCAGCACAUUGACCCGCAUCUUGCAGAUCAGUCCUCAUGAAGGCCCGGCUCCUGACCGCAAAAGUUUGGACCUCACAGACCACCGGCAGGGUGAGACUGGCUCUGUUUUCUGGGGAGAAUUACUUACACAAAGUUUACUUAUGAUGGAUGUAGAGGGGGUUGUAAGGGGGUGAAAAAUAGUUGGAAUGAGCAAAAGGGGAAGAAGAAAAAGUGGUAAUUUGGAGGUGAAAGGGGUAUUUAAAGUGAGAGAAGGAGGAUAUUUUAGCAUAAUUUCAACACAUGUAUAAAUCAUGGUGCCCUCAAGAGAGAAACGGUUUUAUAGUCAGCGUCAGCACAAUGUAACCUUUCCCUCUCUGUCUGACUCGCCUAACAAUGAUAACUUGCAAACCCUUGAAAGGGGAAUUCUGCUUCUUCGAGGUCUUGUUCAUAACAUCACAAUCAGGAAAUGAGACCAGACACCGACCAGGGACUCCACCUUUGUUUAAUACGUUCUACUUUUUAUUUUAAAAACUUAAUAAAAACCUUCAUCUCAUGUGCCAACUCUGCCAGAGCUUCAGUAAUGGACCAUAGCCUGUAACAUAACACACCCUGAUGGAGCUCUGAGACUUGGCCCAGCGAAAAGUGGCGAGGUGAUGAUGUAAUAGCCUUAGCCGUCAUGGCUCUGCGGUCUGUUAGCAUGCCUUUAAAUCAGGCUGCAAGCAGCAUGUGGUGACCUACCAUUAAUGAGCCAUUUUGUUCAGCGUGGCCUUUGGGAAGAAUUGCUCAAGGCACAUGAAGGUUAUAUUUCUGCAGAAGCCCGCCUGCCUUAUUACCCAUAAAUACCGAGCAUGGAGUCAUAUUUUACACUGAAAAGAAUAUAUGUUCACAGAUGCUGGUUAGUGUUUAUUUAGUGCACUGCUGAACCUAUUAAAGAUAAUGUUAUAUGGGCUUUAACCUACAGGGAAAUGGAGCACUUGGAUUAACAAUCUCAUCCACCCAUUGCCUGCAGGCAUCACUUAUUGAGAAGUACCUCUCAUGACGUGUGAUUGUAUUUAUGUUUUCUUUUCAGACGUCUUUGACCUGUCGCUCGGUGACUGCUGUUUGCAGGAGAAUGAAGAUACGACGGCUGAGAACGGCAUUAAUCCAGAGCUAGCAAAGGUGUGUCAACGUUAACUUAACUUAUUUAUUGUAUUUAUUAUUUCAUUUAUUAAUAGUUACUGUCCUUUGUAUCAUGCUUUUAUGUUUUUAGCAUGCUCUUAACAGGGUCAUACUGGCAUUUUAGUGAUAUCCAACGACUUUUGUUUAUUUUGUUUAUACUAUUUAUUGAUUUUAGUCUCUUGACCACGAUCAAAAGAAUACCUACGGGUAUCAAUAUAGUUACCUUGAACCUUAUAAAAUGCUGCUGCUACUUCAUUAUUUUUGCAGCUGUCCCAAUAAACGAUUUAAUGAUGGUUUAAAGUAAGUGAUUUCUUAUCUUCAUCUUUUCUUUUGUAGUAUAUCUCAGAGACAGAUGAAGGAAUCCGCUCAGCCAGGAGAGAAGAGAGGUUGAAUCUGUUUUCCUUGGACCCUGACACUCCUGUAAAUAUCAGUCCUGAAAGAAUAAAAUUUCAAAUAUUCUAAUAUUUCUUAUUUUUGUACAGCAAAGUCUUAACUUUUGUUUUAUCAACCCCAGGUUCUGAGGAGCCCAAAGAGUGAGCAUUCAUCAGUGGAGAGCGGAGCUGUGCGUCCGUUUGAGGAGAAACUGGGCAGAAGGUUCAUGAUUACGUGUCGAUCACUCAACUUAAUGCUGCAGGGCUGCAUCAACGAGAGUGAAACUGGACCCGUCACUAAUGUGAGGCUUUGAAAUAUAUGCCCUUUACACUUGAGACUAGUUAUUCAAAGAUAAGUAAUCUGAUGCAGUUAAAUUCAAACGAUCAUUUUUACUUUUAUGUCUGAAUCUUAAGAAAAGGGAAUCCAUGGUGUGCUUUAAAAGGCACAAUAAACAGUCAAUUUCACACAGGGGAAUGACUAAGCUGAAUCUGCUCCUCUAGAUUGAACCCUUCUUUGUGUCGCUGGCUCUGAUGGACGUCCGAGAAGGGAGAAAAGUCUCUGCAGACUUCCAUGUGGACCUGAACCAUGAAACGGUGCGCCAGAUGCUCGGAGGCUGCAGCAAUGGAACAGGCGUUCUGGGGUCAGGGGUCGGGGGUCAGGAAAACGGCCUGUGUUCUCCUACUGAGAAGAAGCCAGGGGACUGUAACCUCAGCCUGGACCUGGAUCACUGGCUCCGCUUUCCCAAACAGGUACAAGGAUCCCACUCCUAGAAACUGUUUCAUGGACGUUCCCAUCUUUUACUUUGAAUCAAACCUACAGGAUGACCCUUAUGUGCUUUUUAUUGCAGGCCAUCUUCUCUGUGACAAACCCUCACACGGAUAUAGUGAUGGUGGCAAGAGUGGAAAAGGUGCUGAUGGGAAAUAUUGCUUGUGGGACAGAACCUUAUAUCAAGAAUACCGACUCCAGCAAGGUGAGAAAGUCACUUUUCCACUCGAUUUCUAACUGGAAAUUUUGGUUUGAUAUUAACUUACUCACUAACUCACAUUUCUUUCCAACAUUGAACCGUAAUAUUGAUAAUAAGCACCUUUAAAUACGAGGGUUUACAUAGUGCUUUGGCAUACAGACAGAGAUACCUAUGAACAAAGCAUGAGAACCCACAGGUGAAAAAAACAACAACAACAAUGACGUGAUAGGAUUAAGUAAUAAAAAGGAAGGAAAUGACAAAGAGGAUCUAAAAACUAUAAAGAAAUAAAGCAGAAAAAGAUGGUUAAAGUAACAGCGUGAGGAAAACGCAACACAAAGAGAGAGAGAGAAAAGCAUUAGGAUGAUAAAAAAAGAUGGAGAUCAUCAAAGUGUUGAGUGGAAUCUUAAAAUCGCAUCCAAAGCCGUGGAGGGAUGCUAAAUCAGGGGGAUGUGAUCUGUUAACACCAGUGAGAAACUGAGCUGCUGAAGUCUGUUAAAGUUGGAGGCAUGAGAUUGUUUUUUUUUGUGUGUGUUGUUGUUGUUGGUUUCAGUGAGUUGCAGUACUCAGGUGUUGAGAAGAUGAAUGCAUGAAUCACUUUCUAAAGGUCUGAAUGAGAGAGAACUUGUUUUUAUUUGGCAGUACCAGUACCAGUACCUCUUACAGCUUCUUAUCUUCUAAGACCAGCUGGAAAAAUGACUCAUGAUCGAUGUUGUUUAGGUGAUUAUUGUUAAGGAAAUUGCCUAAUCGACUCAAACAGUUUAAAACAUGACAUUUACAAAAUGGCUUUCCUGUACAGCAAAGCGCUUAUCUCCAUCACUGAAUGCCAGUCCGGUUAGAUAGUUUGUUAAUUAGGUUGUUGUUGUUUUUUUUUCCCCUAAACCCUUUCCAAGACGUUUCCUGGCUUUCCCAUUGGCAGUCUUCCAUGCGGUCCUUGUUGAAAAGGCUAAAUGAAUCAGCAGACGUCCAACCUGCUGCCAGAGUUACUGUAACGGACAACCUCUGAUUUAGUCUGUCACUCUGUCAACUUGCAUUCAAGGCUUAGCAUGUCUGCUUGUCUUUAAAAAAAAAUCAGCUGUGGCGUUAUGCUAACAAGCCUCUCUGUCCUUUCCCCCCCGGCUCAUGUGUUGUACAGACUGUUCAGAAGAUACUGAAAUCCAACAAGCAGUUCUGCAGUAAGCUGGGGAAGUACAGGAUGCCGUUUGCCUGGUCUGUCAGGUCAGUGCUGCUGAUUGGAGGGUUAUCUUAACAUCUUUAAAAUCUCUAAAGUUUUCCCUUUUUGUGAGCUUGAUCCUGAUGUGUUUCUAUACAUUACAGGCCAGUGUUUAAGGACAACCAUGGAGCGCUGGACAGAGAGUCUCGUUUCUCUCCUCUCUUCAAGCAGGAGAGCAACAAGAUUUCCACUGAUGACCUGAUGAAGAUGAUAUCCGAGUACAGGAGGUGAGAUUUACUGCAGACUUUAGACUGAAGCUUCUUUGAGGUCGAAUUCACCUCUUUUUGAAACAUUUAACUCUUGUUUGUCUGCAGGGCUGAAAAAAACAGCAAACUGCAGACUAUUCCUGGAACGCUGGAUGUAGCAGUGGACUACGUUCCAAUGGAGCAUCCCAGUAUGUCCUUUUUUGUGCAGCUAGUAACACAUUCCUCUCUCUUUUCAUGUCAUGUGCUUGAGCUCUGUCUCUGUUUGUGCCCAGACUGCGUCACCUCCUCUUACGUACCGGUGAAACCCUUUGAGGAGCUGAGCAAACAUCAGCCAACUGUUGAGAUGGAAGAGUUUGUCCAGGACAGCACCAAGUUCACCCAACCACACCGUGUCUACACAAACCACAUCUACGUCUACCCUAAGCAUCUCAAAUACGACAGCCAGAAGAGCUUUGCAAAGGUACACGACACACACCGCAGAAGUUAUGACAAAAAAGCAGGUUUAUGCAAGGACUGAUUUAAAUCCAAAGCACCAAAAAUUUUUGUUUUCAUUAACACACCAUGCACUGCAAAAAAAGGAAUUUCAAGAAAGGAAAACAGCCCCGUAUUAAGGAAAUAAGUCUCAUUUUUUGUACACAAAGAAUAUUAAUCUUGUCAAGCAUGUUUGGCAUUAAAAAAAUUAUCAAAUUUUAAGAGAAAAUGGCUAACUUUUUUCUUGAUUAGAUAUUCCAGCUAAUUUUGAGAUAGAAUGAACCAGAAAUAGAGUAGAAUUUUUUUUUACAAUAAAAUCCAGUGGAGCAACAUGAUCAUUCGUCUCAUUUAAAGAGUGAGACAUAUGUACAACUUCUCAAUUUAAGAAUGCCAUGAAACAAGAACAGUUGAUUCUUUUAUGAAGGUUUCCAUUGCAGGUCAUCUGAACCUGACAGAAUCUGCUGCCUCAUACAUUAUCUGACAUAUAAAGAUGUCAGUAGGCUAGUCUGUACAACACACAACAUAAUACAAUGACAAGAUGAAAACAACAAAGAACAACAAAGAACAUGUUUGUUUUCCACAUGCUUGCUUGUGGAAUAAAAAAUAUAUAUUUAAUGAGAAUGUUUUGGUAUCUUGAUUUAAGACAACAUCACUUAUAUUUGCUAUGCUGUUUUAAGAAAUUAUGUCUUAUUUGAACUACUGUCAUGCUUAUUAAUAAUCCUAGAUAAAGGUGUAUUUUCUUGAAGUUCAUUUAUUCAAGAGACUAAAAUGCUAAUUUUAAGUAACUUCAUCUUCAUUUUUCAUUGCUUGCUGUAGAAAAAAAAAAGAUUCAUAUAAGAUUUUCUGUUUAGUUUUAAGUUUCAUUUGAGUCUGUCAGGGCCAAGAAAUUUGUUCUUAUUUUGAAAAUUAUUGUCAAGCAAAAAAAGCUUACCCCAUUGGCAGAUUUUUUUGCUUGAUACAAGAUUAUUUGAUUGAAUAUAAGAAUAUUUUGCUUGUUUCUAGUAGGGCCGAUUUCGCUGUGUGUCUUUGAAUUGUUGCAGUCAUUAAAACUACAAUGCUCCUCUUGUUUCCAGGCUCGUAACAUUGCAGUGUAUGUGGAGUUCCGCAGUUCGGAUGAAGAAGUUGCCAAACCUUUAAAGGUAAAAAAAAAACAUGCUAAUGAGACAUUAGGGCUCAAUUCAAAGCUUGUAUCCUGAAAAAAAGGAGCUGGAUACGGCUUAAUUUUGAAUCUAUUUUUCUUUUUCUUUAUUUUUAAGUGCAUCUACGGCAAGGCGGGAGGUCCAGUUUUUACCACAGCAGCCUGCUCCACUGUUCUGCACCACUCCCAGAACCCUGACUUCUAUGAUGAGGUGAAGAGUAGUAAGAUUCAUACAAACCAUGAAGAAAAGCACAUGUUCUACUGCUAUAAUAUGUCAAAUUAAAUCUCUUCUCUGUCUCUUCUUCAGGUGAAGAUUGAGCUCCCCACUCAGCUACAUGAAAAGCACCACCUUCUUUUCUCCUUUUACCAUGUCACCUGCGACAUCAACGCCAAGACCAAUUCCAAGAGGAAAGAAACCCUGGAGACCCCCGGUGAGUUUGAGGUGAAUCUAGAGCUGUAGGUUAGUGAAAUAUUUGUAGCAGCUUCUUUUGAUGUUGGUCUUUUCCUUUUUAGUGGGGUACUCUUGGCUCCCCCUCCUCAAAGAAGGUCGACUGGUAUCUCAGGAGUUCAGCGUCUCUGUCUCCUGUAACCUGCCGCCUGGAUACCUGGCCAUUAAGGAAGCCGGCAACACCAAGGUGAGAGUGAGGAAUGAAGGGAAAGGGGAGAGGAAGGGAUGGGGCAUGAAUAUUAAAAAAUUGUAAUGAAUUAUGAAAAGAGUAAUUUAGUUGAGAAGAGAGGUGUAGAGUUGUAGUUUGUGAGAAGUUAAAGGUUUUGGACGUGGAUUUGUUGAAUCUCCUCUUGCUCUGAUUUACAGAAUGGAGCAGAUGUGAAGUGGGUCGACGGAGGAAAAGCUAUCUUUAAAGUGUCCACUCAUGUCGUCUCCACAGUUUACACUCAGGUAGGUCACACCAUCAGCUGGGUUACUGCAGGUCAAAUGGCUUUCUCUGGGGUUAUCCAAGGCUGGGUUGCUGGGAUAGACCAAAACCCCCAACAGGAUGGAAAUGGUCGGAUGAUGGAUGUAUAGAUGGCAGCUACAUCCUUGUGAAACCCGACUAUGAAGAGAGUGCUCAAAUCUUCAGCAGACAUCUUAUCUCAAAAAGAUGUAACAGGCCAUUUUUCCUCUCUGUUCUGCUCCAUCUUUGCUUCUUCCACCAAGUCAACUCGCUGUGCAGACAGUGAGAAACUGUAAUGGACCUCAAAUGUCAUUUUAGUGUCUCUAAACAAAUUAUGAAGCAUUUAAAGUGUGAAGCAAACAGAAAUGGAGCAGAAACUGUCUAAUCAAGUGUUAGUGGAUGGUUUAAGUUCCAGUCUCCUCAUAUCUAGGGUGGGGAAGACAUUUAUAGUUUAGACAGUGGGGGGCGUGUAGAGCACCGGAGAGGCGAUUUUUUGCUUUGUUGUUUAUUUAUAAACCAGGGGAUCCUGUGUUGUUUGGAUUGAGAUCAUCUAAGACCAAUAUAAUCUGAGAGAAUUUACCAUUUUAUGACUUUUUUAUAUAUUCUAAAUGCAGAUGAUAUUACCGCUAAUACUUGAGUCUGUCUCUUGUUUCUUUUAUUAACACUCCUGCAUAUAAACUCUCGAAAAGACUGAGGAAACGGUUGAUUUUGAUGUGUGGUAAACAGACAGACAGACAGUUAAGAAGUUAAAGCAAAAGAUUGAAAGAGUAGGAGUAGAAGUAGGAAAGCUAUUACAAAAAAUAAUAUUACCAGUGACAAUAAUUAAAAAGUAGCAAUAGUGAUUAGAAAUAAACUUAAGUUUGUUGAGAGUGUCUAAUUUUUGCAGUAAAACUGACUCUUUCCAGCACAAACAGCAACUAAACUUACAGAGAGAACCAGCGAGUUUUAUAAGAACGUUUAUUAUUUUUUUCCCCUCUAUACAAACUGCUGAGUUCUGACUUAAAGAUGCACUAUAACCUAAAAGAAUCCAGUCCUCUAAGUCUUACCGCAGAUGCUCUCUGAUUUGUCUCCCUGUGCCAGGACCCCCACCUGAACCGAUUCUUCCAGCAGUGCCAGAAGAGAGAGCUGGACCUCUCGCUACCUCCUACCUCCAACUUCCUCAACUGCCUGAAGGUCAGAGGAAAGACGCUCUAUUACCCCAAUUUACAUUUAUUGAGAGCAGGACCUCGGCUGCAACAUCAGGGCUAACAUAUUUUGUAUCCAUCGUUGUGUUUUUUUUUUUUUUUGUCUUUCUUUUUGGUUUUUAUGUUUCUUAUUUAUUUCCAUCCUCCUACGCCUUUGUUCCACCCUCCCUCAGGGUCUCCUCAGUAUGGAGAGGAUCCCAGUGAUCAUUCGAUUUCUGCCAGUGCUCUUCAACCAGCUGUUCAAGGUCCUGACUCAGAAUGACAAUGACGAGGUCACUACUGCCACCACCAGGUAGGCACUGGUACUACAACCUCCUCAACUGCUGGAUUCAUAUCUGGGUUAGUGGGCUGGUGUGUGUAUGAAUGAGUGAGGGGAACUGAUUUAUGUGGAAACAGGCACUCAAGUAGGUGAGCAAAUAGGGCUUUAAAUGACAGUUUUUUUGUAUCUCAUGCAUUUCUUGUAUUAAUUUUUAUUUUAGUUUUUAUAAAUUAAGUUUAGAUGUUUCAUUUUUACACUUUGCAGUCUCUUGUUUGUAAAUCAAGAUACUCAAAUUGUAUUAAUCACAUGCUCAAGAAAGCGUAAAGUCACAAGCUCAGAGACCGUGUCGAAAUCAUAAAACUCUUCUCUCUCAUUUUGCGUCUGCAGAGUCCUGGUCCACAUAGUUGCAAAGUGCCAUGAAGAAAACCUGGUUCACUACCUGCACUCCUAUAUCAAGGUACCUGCGAGUGAGAGUAGUAAUGUCAAAGUAAUAUUGUGGGAUUAAAUGUACAGAUAUAUUAGCUUUAGGUCAUUCAAAGGUGGAGUUAUUGUUAUGAUCACUGCUUAUACUCACACACAGUUAGAAUCAGCUCUCUUUAGCACCAGUGUAAGUGAAGAAGGAGGUUUUUUUAUUUUCUGUGAGGCUUAUUUGCAUUGAAAGGGUCAUAUUUUGUUAAAAUGAAUACAUAAUAGCUCAUACAAAUGCAUGUUAACAGCUCUGGUGCUCAGAGAUGCUAUUAGCUUUGUGUGGUUCGUGCAGCGUUUAACCCUUUUGCAUGAUUUGUGAAUAAGGCCAGGCCUUUUUGCUCAUUUGCGCAGAUUUAGCAGCUGCAAAAACCAUGCAGACCCAAAGUGUGCAUUUGCAUACAGUAUAUUUCUAAAUGCAUAAUGAAUGAGUGCAAGGAAUAUCAUAUGAUCGUUUGAAAGGCCUUUGUUUUCGAUAAAAGGGUGGGGGACCCUGCACAGACUAUUUCAUUUCUGGAAGGUGAGUGAAUCGAAAAAGAGAGAAAGGGGCUUUUUUUGUGUUUGCGUGUGAGUGUGUGUUUGGACCAGCAGGAGUGUGGUAUACGUGGAGCCUCGUGCCGAGAGCUAUGUGCAAACACACACAGAGGAGCAAGGAGAGUAGAGGGAGAGAGGAUGAAUAAAGGGUGCUUCAUCAGAGACACAGGGUGUGUUUGUUUAGGGGGGAAAAAUCAGUGGGAGAGAGAAAGAGAGAGAGAAAACCACAAGACCUGCUUCGUGUUGGCCACAGUGAAGGAAAAGUGCAGUGCUGGGAGAGGCAACGGCAGAGACAAAUGAUGAGAGGCUGGAGAGAAGAGGACGAGGCUGGCUAAUGGAAGUGGGGUUGCCAUGGUAACAGAUUGGCAUGGUGCUCGGUUUAAACUGCUGAGUGUGUGUGAUCGUGCAAACGUCCACACAGUCAUGACGAAGGCGGGACUAAUUCAGCGUAGCAACAGCAGUUGUAGGUAGUGAAAUGACAUGAAUCCAAGUCGACACUUACUUUUAGGAUUUUAUUCUUCAUGUAGCAGUUUUGUUACAUUUGCUGCAGUGGACAGUACCUUUUUUCAGUCGUCUGAUUUUGGAUCUUAGAUAGUUAGAUGAAUGACUUUGGCAGUAAUGUAAUUUUUAUUUUUUUAUUUAAAAUCUCCUUUUUUACACCUUGUUCAUCCCUCAAACAUUUGCACCUUAUUCAAGCCUCCUAUUGUGUUAAGAGUCUGUUUUACAUAAUUUACUUUUAUUGAUAGGGGUUAAUUGGUUAAAUGAUACAAAAAAAUGCUGCAAGACACAUCUUAUUAUUUCAUUGUCUUCAAAAAUAUCUAGAAAUACUGAAAAUUUCAGGUCUUGUUUUCAUAUUGUGAUUUGUACGACAAACCACUGAAAACUCUCCAAUAUUAGAGUCUCUUUGAAGUAAGAAAAGAAAACCACAAAUCUCAUUUUUGAAGCUCUGAAACUAUCAUACCUUUUUUAUGUUGCCCUCUCUUUCUCUCACAUAGUACGUGUUCAAAUCAGAGGCCCACGGCUUUAGGACAGUUCAUGAAGAGCUGGCUAAAGGAAUGACCUUCGACCUGAAGAGCAACGAGCAAGCAGCAGUGAGAAAUGUCCUGAAGGUUUGUAUCACGAUUACUCUUCAGAUUAGAGACAGGGAGUAAAGGCAUAAUUUUUAAAGUUCUGACAAAAGUUUGGACAAAAAUCCUCUCAUGCUUUAAAGCAGGAGACUGAUCUGACGUUGCAAAAUGAAAUGAUCUUACUUUGACCCCGUCUGGUUUCAGUUCUCCUGGUUCUUCUUUGAGCUGAUCGUCAAGUCCAUGGCUCAACAUUUGGUCGACUCUGAAAAGUUAAAGGUAGGGCAGCUCACUCUACAUUGGUCUCAGGUCACACAUUCCUACACAUCAUCACAUUUAUCAAGCGCUUUUAAUACUCGGUUCAGCAUUUUUCCUAUAAUCAUACCCAGGACACGGUGCAUCUGGAAGUAAAGUUUCUUAUGUUCCCACAGCUCCCCAGGCCUCAGCGUUUCCCCUCAUCGUACCUGAGCCGCGUGGAGACACUGGUGGAGACGGUGUCUGAACACAUCUUCUGGAAAAACAAAGACCUGGGGGAGGAGACCCGCAGUGCCAACUCAGCUGUUGCAGCUUUUGUGAAGGUAGGAACAAGAUCUUAACAGGAUUUGAUUCUGAUAAAGGGUGAAGUUAUAAGACAUAUCAAGUCAAUCUGAUAUUGUUUCUAAUCCCUUAUGUCUUAUGUGCCUCUCUUUGCAGCGUUGCUUUACUCUCAUGGACAGAGGCUUCACAUUUAAACUCAUCAGCAACUACAUAAACAUGAUCACUGCGACUGACAGCAAGGUUAAAAAAAAAGAAGAAAUUUCUCUCAGCAUAUUUUCUUCUUCGGAGUAAAUCAAGCGUGAAAAAACAUGAUUUUCUGUGUGUCUAACAGGUCCUGUGCGAGCUCAAGUUUGAAUUCUUGCGAGAGGUGUGUAACCAUGAACACUACAUCCCUCUGAGUCUACCCCUACCCUCCGCUCGCAUCACAGGUACAGUCCGAGUCUUGGUUUCCGCCUGUCAUUCAGCGACGCUGUUGUUUAAUGUGUUAACAAUCAUUCAUCGCAAUCCAACCUUCAUUUGUCUUUAACACUGUCUCUGUCUGUCUCUCUCUCUCUGUCAUCUCCGUUUGUUUACGUCAGACCAUGCAUCCCCAGAGCCUCAAAGUACUCAUGGUAAAUACUCAUUCCUUUUAAUGUGCAUAUAUGUGUGUGUGCCGCUGUAGUAGGACGAUAAUGAAAUUCACGGGAAAUUGGGCGCUCCAUUUGCUCAAUGUAACAAGGUUUUUGUUUGGGAAUGUUUUAAUUAGUUCCCCGAUGGAAAGCAAAUACUGGCACAAGGAUAAUUUAAAGUAUGACAGAUCAUUUCCAUUUGAAUGUAGAUUAUUUUUAAACCAACAUUUUUUUUUUAACACUAUUAAAAUUAUAAUACAUGUUUAUUUUCAGGCAAAAAUUUAAGCAAAAUGAAAAAAAGGACCAAAAAGUGAUCAGGAGUCAGUCAAAAAAAGGGAAACUGACAGAAGAUGGAUACAUUAAAAGCUUCUUGUUAAACGUUUUAGAUCCAAUGAUGGAAAUUUCAAUAUUCUCUAAAUUUUAGAGGUUUAAAGUCCAAAUAUCAGAAUGUAAACUUUUUACAUGGUCUUCAAACUAGAUGUAACUUGUGUUCAUUACAUUUUGAUUUGCUUCACAGUGAAUCACAGAGAAUUACUGUGAGAGGAUGUGGUUUACCACGUAUUUGUACUGAAGUUCAGGAGUCAACGCUUAAUCCUCUUCAUGCUGUCUUAUUUCAGUUUCAGUGCCAGAGUAUAACCUGACUGGAGAGUUCUGCAGGAAGCACUUCCUCACCGGCCUGUUGCUACGGGAACUGGGGCUGGCGCUCCAGGACGAGCAGGACCUGAGGCACCUCGCCCUUGCCACCCUGAAGACCCUGAUGGCCAAACACUCGCUGGAUGCACGCUAUGCCACCAAGGUAGCCUGGACACAUGUUCACGCAGUGGGAAACUGGUAGAAUGAGUCAUGAGUCUUUCAGCAGAAAUUUCGUCUUUUGUGACUCACACAAGCGCUCUGAUUGAGUUGUGUGAUUGUUCAAAGCAGCUGUAAGCAGCAGAUCGGAUCAUGCUUGUAAUGUGCCCUCAUUUAAACUUCACCAAACUGUGCCAACAACAACACAAGUGCAGGGCUGUGGUCAAAAGAGGCAAAAGAGGCAAAAGUGAAUGUGUGCGGAGACCAAAUAAAGUCAUGUUUCAUACAAGUCCAGACGUGUUUACGGUAGUGUAUUUCAGGUAAUGUGUAAGUGAAUCGACAUUUCUAUUUACCAGAACUCCUCAUAAAAUGCAGACAAUCAAACCAUGAACGCAGCAUGAAUUAUACAGUCGAUGGCUCUCUAGAGAGAGAUGCUUUUAUUGGUAGUCUCUCUUGCAUAAGGGGAAACACAUUAAAAGUACUGCGCUUGCUGAUGUGUUCAGGUGUAAAUAACAUAAUGACUACCUUUGGAAUACACACAAACACAUAAAAUAUGACGUCUGUUUUACGGUUUUCCUUUCCAGGAGAAGCAGGCAAGAAUCGCCUCUCUCUACCUGCCGCUGUACGGCCUGAUCCUCGACAACAUGCCUCGAUUCUUCCUCAGGGACCUCUUCCCCAUUUACUUCACUUCAAGUGACCAGGUAAGAGAAAUACUAACUUGAUUUACACAUUUUUUAAAAACCAUCACAAAGAAUAUCGCUAAUAUCACUGAGACAGUAGUUAGUCUUCAAGGGUCCUCAGGGCUCAGAGAGAAGUUUAUCUGUGUGUCAUCUGCAUAACAAUGAAAGGAGAGUCUGUGGGGCUGAAUUAUUUGGCCAGGUAGAAAAUAACAUCAGGCCUAAAACUGAACCUUGGAGUACACCAAAUGCAAUGUUAUUGGUUAAGGGGGUGACAGCAAAGGUUCAAUCUAAAAGGUAAGAGUGAAACCAGCUAAGUCCAAGAGAUGAUCGAUUAAAAUUACAUUAACUACCAUGUCAAAAUCUACGCCGAAGUCUAGGCGUUUAUGCAGAUUCCUGCAGUUUUUAAACAUCAACAAACAUUUUUUUCCUUUCAAGAGUUCCUCUCCCAUCUCUGCCCCCUACCAGGGCUCUCGAGACGACCUCAGCGUAGGCGGGGGAGUGGCUGCAGGGGUGAAUCCUGUUACCCGCCAUGGAAACUCUGUAGACGCCUCCUUUUCCAAAGAAGUACUCAACUCCAUCACAGGUAGAAUUGUGCGGCAUGCAACUCUCAAAAACAGAGUCUACAUUAAAAGGUGUGAAUAAACACAUUCGUACUGACACCCCCCCACCUCUCCACCAGCCUUCUCUUCUUUGGCCGUUGCCUCGGGUAACCAGACCGACUCUCGGGGAUCUCUGAUCAGUGUGGAUUCCAACCCGAGUAACAGCGACAGGAACAGUGAGAAAAUGGACGGAUGUGAGAAGGUGAGGAAAGAGAGGAAACUGUUAUUUUAAUCUUGAGAAAGAAACCACCAGAUUCUUAUUUAGGACUAAGAGCAGAAAAACUGAAUUGUUGGGGGACAUUUUGAUAUAUUUUUACUAUAACAAGCACAUUUUUAUUGUGUCAUUUUUAAUAGAUUGUAUUAAAGGUUUUGGCAGAAAACACCCAUUGGCUUCUCUUUUUUAUAUAAAGUAAACUGUCUAUAAAAUGUGUUUCCUAAAUUAAAGAAAUUAAUGAUGUUUCCAGACUUUUUCCCUCAUAGUCUUGUAAUAUUUUUAAGGAAACUGCUAAAACUUUAUUCAUGUAUUAUUUAUUGGCCCUAAAGCAGUAAAAUUUAACCUGAAAUAUUCUACUUGCUUGUAAAAUGCCCAUUAAAUCAUAAUACUGGAACCCUUAAAUUCACAGAAAAUUACCAAAGAUAUUUUUGAAGAUAGUUUCCUGAGACUCAUACCUGACUUUACUGACUCAGCUGUAUUUUUGUCUGCGUGUGUUUCCGUAGUUCGCUCGGCCCCAAUCCCUCAUAGGUUAUGGAUCUCGUUGUGACAAGCUGGACCAGGCAGAGACCCGCAGCCUCCUCAUGUGUUUCCUGCACAUCAUGAAAACCAUUUCUGAAGGUAGGAAACAUUUAAAAAAGUAUGCACGAAAAAAACUCACGCAGUCCCUGAAGGGUUGAGCACUAUUAUUGAUUUAUAUAUUCACAGUUAUGCUGCAUUUGCAUUAUUGUGUUUUCCCAGAAGAUUGAGGUUUUCUCUGGUAUUAAAAGACUCUAAAGCCGUACAAAUUGGUCUGUUUAAACCAAAUCUGACCCAGUUUUUACUGAAAUUUGGCUCGAACCUUUUCAAAUGUGCCGUAAGGUCUGACAUGCUGUCAUUUGUUACCUGUUUCCAGAUGUGCUUGUGUCCUACUGGCACCGGGCCAUCCACCAAGAGAUCUCAGACUUCUUUAACAUCCUGGAGUGAGUGUUUUUGUUUCUUCAUCAUAGAGUGCUACAACAGCUCCUUGUGGGCUGACUGGCAAUGCCGUGUGUGAGACAGACAGGCAGACAGGGAGGGAGACAGCAGCAUGCAAGGAGUAGAAAUGGGUAGAUGAAGCCAGAAGGAAGGAGAUAAAAGUAAAGACAAAGGCAGAGAGAGGGAAGAAAAAAAAGGGGUAAAUCCAAUGAGAGCUUCUGAUUCAGUGAGCAGCUCAGUUAAUUAGCCGCCUGUGUUUCCUGUUUGCAUCUAGACUGCAGCGUUUCUCUUUUAUUUUUUCACAUGGACUACAUUUAUCUGAUGUUUUAAUCACAAAAAAAAAAAAAACAGAACAAACAAACCUUUACCUUUCACCCACAUAUUUUUGCUUUUUAUUUUUCCAGCCUGUGUCUGCAGCACUUCAGAUUCCUUGGAAAACGCCACAUCGCCAGGUAAGUCCUCCCUGCUUUACAGGCCGGCCAGACUGCAUUCAGAUGCAUUUAUUGUAAAGCUGAAGACAUGGAAACAGCCUAUUAACUCAACACACAAUCUGCAGUCAAAGGUUGUAACUCCCCCACCCACUGCUACAUAAUUCAUAUAAUCAUAUGCACACAUGAAUGCACACAUGUGCAAAUGCAGCAGCCACAUACACACAUGUGCAAACACACAAAUAAAUGAGUCAAACACAGUCAGGCAGAAACACUAAUAUGCAUUCUGCAUGUGUGUGCACGCUCAAGGAUGAGUCUGAAGGAGGGGGAGAGGUAAAAGAGGGAGGAAAAGGAAGAGAGGGGGAGGUGAAACUCCUGGAUCUGGCUGCUGAGAGAAAAGCUCUGCUGGAUAUUGUUCUGUAGUAGUUGGCAAGCGAAGGAUAGGGGGUGUUAGUACGUGUGUUUGUGUAUGUGUGUGUGCUCUUGUUGGAGCUGAGCCAUUGGCACUGCUAGACUCCUCCAUCUUCUGGUUCCUCCCAGCUAAUUAAAUUAGCCCUCUUUUUCCUUUCAGCAGUAAGAUGCUGAGAUGUAAGCCAACAAAAGGCUGGGAGAACACACUGCUUUUCUGUGUGUGGAGGCAUUAACAGAAUAAAGAUAGCUGGAGGCCUAGCUAGCACUCUCAGACGUUGAUGAGCCUGUCUGGGGCUUCUAGCUACUUAACAUUCGUCUGUAAUACUGGGCCAUGGGGGGAUUCACAGUCUUACGCCUGUGUCUGUCUCAGUGUCUCUCUCUGUUGGCUCUUUGAUGCCUGGCUGAGUCAGAGUGGGUGCCCACUGAAGUUCAGGAGUAAUGAAUUACACUAGCAGUGUGAAGCCAGACAGCAAGCUGGAAAGUCCGCCAGCCUGUCAGACAACAAAUUUGAGCAUUCGAGCAACUGGAAACUUGUUUUGAAUAAGUAAAUAUUCCCUAUAGUGAUGUUUUAUUGAUUGUUAAAGCUACAAUAGGAGAAAAGUAAGAGCUGUUUUUAAAUUCAGUGAGUUGAACUGAAUGUUGGAUGCUAUUUUAUCAAACUUGAUUGGCAGUACUAACACCUCCAGUAUAAAACUUGCAUGUUAUCAAACCUUAAAGGGAUAUUCCAGCGUAAAAAUUAAUUUAGGGUCGAACACUGAGUUAGACACCCCCUCAAGAGAUGAUUGUUGCUGACUGCUUGCUUCACUAGUUAUACCAACUUUAGUAACGACCGCAGGAUAGCAAUACACAGCAGUCUGAGGAGCCAUAAACAAACCUCAACCAAAACGCCACUGUAUAACCACAAAUAAUGCUCAGAACAGCACCUAACUUCAUCAACAGUACAUAUAGGAUCCCAGCCACAGUACUUGCCACCAAACAUCUUUUUAACUUUGCCUGAUUUCUUUAGCAAAGAGACUAAACACAACUCACCCACUCUCCUCCAGCAGCCGCUUGUUUGUUGCAAGACCUUGGGCCAGUCCAUUACGGACUUCAGCGGGGAGAUACAGAUCAUAAAUGUUCUUCCUUGAGCUGCGUCACCCCGCUGCAGUCCGUAAUGGACUGGCCUGAGGUCUCCCUACAAACAAGUGGCUGCUGGAAGAGAGUAGGUGAGUUGUGUUUAGUCUCUUUGCUAAAGAAAUCAGGCAAAGUUAAAAAGAUGUUUGGUGGCUAGUGCUGUGGCUGGGACCCAAUAUUGUUGAUGAAGGUGCUGUUCUGAGCAUUAUUUAUGGCUAUAGAGUGGCGUUUUGGUUGAGGUUUGUGUAUGGCUCCUUAGUCCGCUGUGUAUUGCUAUUGUGCGGUCGUUACUAAAGUUGGUAUAACUAGAGAAGCAAGUGGUCUGGUGUAAAUUAAUUCUACACCAGAAUAUCCCUUUAAUUGGCCCGUAGACUGACAUGAUAUCACCAAUUCUAAUUUAUAGUAUAAUGGUAUUAGUAGAUUUGAUUGAGAUGUAUGCAAACACACAUAUGCAGAAACACAAUAACCAAAGUUGUUUUAGAUUCGGCAGAAAUCUGUUCUUGUAUUUUUUUUAUAUACUCAUAAAAAGCUGAUUAAGAAGCUCUUUUGUUAGAGCCGUUGCUAAACCAGACAAUGCUGCAGUUUGUUUGUUGUUACAGGGUGACUCACCUCCUUAACUUAAGCCACAUUUAGACUCAAGCACAGAUGCAGACACCCUUCAUGAGCAUGUACAAUAAACACAUCACAGCACAAAUAAAUAAUCGUAAUGUUUCUCCAUGUUCAACCCUGAGCAUGCCCCCGAGUCCCCUUUUGUGCAUGCUGCUGUUGAUGUUAGUGGAAGUCAGUAUGACUGCGCAUUAUUGGUGUUGCAUUGCAUCAUGUAAACCCCCUUUGUAUUUACUGUGUAAAGACAGGGGCGGUAUGCUGGUUCUGUAUGCUGGUUUUGUAUUCCCUUUUCUUUAUCACAUACAUUCAAUGUUCAGCAUGAUUGACAGUCAUUUCACCUAAAGUCUUUCAUUGACACGCUAAGAAUCUGACACAUUCAACAUCUGUUUGUUGAAAUCAAAUCGUUGUCUUUCCAUCCGUAUCACUUUUCCUUCCUCUUUUUUAUGCACUAAUGCUGACCUCCACUAACACUCUAAUGAGCUGAAAGAAAAAUCACACUAUACUAUCUUAAUAGCAAACUGAAACCAUUGACUCUGCCACACCACUCACCUUUCCAUCUGGCUGACUUCCCUUAACUCUGAAUCUAGAUGCUCCCACAAGUCCCGGGUCAAAUCAGGAAUCCUGUGUGCUUUUAGCUCUUAUUUAGCUUUCAAUGUGACCUACUAUGACGAGCCAUUUAACAUUUAAUCGGUUGGGUGGAUUAGUCUUGGUUUAGUUUCACUUUCAUUUCCUCAUACAUACUUACUGUAUGUAACAUACAUACUGUAAGAGACUGUCAUUCUGAGUACUGAAAAUACUCAUUUUAGCUUUUUAAGAAACAAUUUCACCAAUGCAAGUCAAACUAAUCCACUGAUAUUUUCAUAUAUGUCGUAAAUUUUAUCUAUAUUAUUUAUUUAUAUUAUUAUUUUAAUUAUAUAAAUUUAUUUAUCUAUAUUAUUUUUUUAUAUUAUUAUUUAUUUAAAUUAUUAUUAUUAUUAUUAUUAUUAUUAUUAUUACUCCCAUAUUAUUUGUCAAUAAAGUAAUUCUUAUUCUAAAUAUAGGUGUUUAUUUUUCACCAGCUAAAAUAACAAAAAAUGACGUCUACAAUGAAAUUCCUCACAUAUAGAAAAAGACCAGUAUUAUUGUUAUUUCCACUUAAAAAUAUUAAAAGUUCUACUCUGAUAUGUGCAACAUGUUAAGCUAUUUUUGAUAUGCACAUACAGCAUUUACUGUACUGAAUGACAUAAUACACUUUUUUAUUCCCUCUCGAACUCAAGUGCUGCACAUACCUUAGUGUCUCCAUUGUAGUGCAGAUAAAUAAAUCCCAAUAAAACCAACAGUCGUUUACAUGCAACAUAGAAAUGUGUGUUUUUUGCACUGAUAGUAUUACAACUCAGACUUUACAUGAAAUCUCUCGAUUCCACUGCCAACAUGACAACCUUACUGGUCCCUAUCCCAGCAGACAAAUGAAUGAUUUAUCAUUAAUGGCUUGUCAUAGAGUAAGUCUCUGUAAAUAUACAACAAUAUCACUAAAGUGCAAAAAGAAAACUGUCUAUAGUAACACCUAAAGAUCCUUUAGUGUUGACAUGCACAAGCAACUGCAAGGAUGCAUCACGCAGUUACACAGCGGACUUAUGUCAACACUGAUGAACACCAAACAACUCAACUAACUAAUGCUAGCUUUGAUGUGAUUGGCCCGUGAACAGGAAGCUAGCGGCGGCAGUAAAGUUGGCCCAGUCCACCCAGGCCAACGGCACCCUGAAGGGCUCUAACCACCCCUCCCAGUCCUCCCAGCCCUCCAGCCUCUUCCCACAAUGGUAAUCACCCUCCUUUACCUGGAAAAUGCCUCAGCCAUGAUGACAGUGUUGCUUUAGGACACAAGAGUCUUUGGUCACUGACGUUGUAGUUAAUGCUAAUGAAACUUCUGUUAAACCGUAACUUUAAAUCAGUUACAGCCUACAACACUUGGAUUUAGAUAAACACACCUCUGUCCUGUGUGUAAUCAUGUUUGACGUAACCACUUGUGUGUUUCCAUGAUAUACGUAGACUGUGUUCUCAGCAUGUCCCUCGUCACACCUGCUGUGUUUGUGUUCUUGAUGUACCAGUCUCUGUAUCUGUAUUCCCAUCUGUGAAUGUUCACAAGACAAGAUCUCUAGAGACAGCUGACCAACAGGUUGCAAAAGAUUUGGUAAUUCAUUGGCUGCAGUGUAGUUGUGAGCACUGUGAUUGAUACCAGCUGCUGUUGCCUCCAGGAUGGCAUCAUCAGGGGACGGUCACAGACAUGCUCGCUCUCAAACCAUGCCCAUCAUCAGGGGGAAGAACGCUCUCACCAAUCCAAAGCUGCUGCAAAUGAUGGAGACAGGUGACACAGACACACACUGAUAGAUAUCACCUGAGAUGAAUGCAAACUAACUCUGGUGGGUUUGAGUUUUUAAUGUCUGAUUGUGUUUCCAGAUGGAAAUAUCCAGGAUGGAGACAAUCUGAGUCCAACAGAUAUUGAAGCCAACUUGUCCACGGAGGUGUCCCUCACUGUGUUGGAUGUGCUCGAGCUCUUCGUUCACCAUCACAAGGUCUGUAGUCCUUCUAUAGGUCGCACUUACUGUGUGUAUCAUCUGUUGUACUUUUUCUAAGGGUGUGGUGUGUUUCAAAUGGUAUUUUUUGCAUUAACUAUACUUAAGUCACAACCAUAUAUGGGAGACAAGCUGCCAAAAGUAUUUACGUGUAUUUCCUGUACAUUCAAUCCAAAAGGCAGAAAUGGAAAUAUGAUAAUCCACCUAAAUUCUAAUCCAUCUACUCCAAAUUUACAAUCAUUGAAGUGACCCCAGAUUUCAUGAUUGUGAAAUUUAUUAAAAAAUACAUAUAAAAUAUGUCAUCCACUGCUGAUUCAUAGGACUUAACCUUUUUACAAUCGUUUGUAGAGCCAGAGUGGUAUGCACUUAAAACAUGCACAGAUACAUUGAACCACACUGUAGGUGCUCUGCUGCCACCUGGUGGCUCUUAAGUAUAAAGUGGUCUGUCCUUAUUGUUUGAAAAGAGGGAUUGAUUUUUAAAAUUUAAACAUUUUUACAAUAACCAUAACUUACAAAUGGUAAACAGACCAUUUAUAAAUGGUAAGCAGAUAGUUUAUUAAUGUUUAAUCAUCAUUUAUAAAUAGCCUAUAGACCAUUAAUAAAUUGUAAAUUUUGUAGUUUUAAAAACCUAACCCAAACUUUACAAUAAACAUUUAAGUAAUGUUUAUAGAUGGUUUAUAAACCACUUAAUAAUCAUUUACAAAGUAUUACAAACAUCAGUUGCAACUUUACAAUAAACAGUUAAGUAAUGUUUAUAGAUGGUUUAAAACCCAAAUAUUAACCAUUUAUUUAAGUGCUACUUACACACAUUUUAAUCUAGAUGUUUUACAACCAAUAUUUAAACCCUAUACAAACCCUAAAUAAAUAGUCCUUUUAUAAUUAAUAAAAAUUAUUAAUCAUAAUUUCAUUGCUUGUUAAUGCUAAAGUAACUAUGAAUUUACAUUAAUAAACUAUCUAUUUGCUAUUUAUAAUUGGUCUCUAUGCUGUUUUUAAAUGAUGAUUAAACAUUAAUAAACUAUCUAUUCACCAUUUAUAAAUUAUGGUUAUUGUAAAGUGAUACCCAUUUUUCUCCUGCUUUUGUCCUCUUACACACACCUGUACAGAAGCAGCUGCUGUUGGAUGAAGGACAAAACGCACUGAUGAAGAAGGUGCUGGACACCUACUUGCUCUUCUUUCAAAUCAACCAAUCAACAGCCACUCUACGGCAUGUCUUUGCUGCACUCAGGCUCUUUGUGCAAAAGGUAAAUCGUGCUCUUCAUUUGAACAAAUUGUUUAAAAAAAAAUAUGAAUUGAUUUUUGAACAUGCAGUUUUACUUUUGUCUCUCCCUGCAGUUCCCCAGUGCAUUUUUCCAGGGUAAGGCAGACCUGUGUGGCUGUCUGUGCUAUGAGAUCCUCAAGUGCUGUAACCAUCGAUCCAGCUCCACACAGACAGAGGCCGCUGCCCUCCUGUAUUUUUUCAUGCGGAAAAAUUUUGAGUUUACAAAGGGCAAGUCUAUUGUCCGUUCACAUCUGCAGGUCAGUGGCGCAGAGUGUUAUAUGAGCAGAUAAAUGAAAAACUACAGUGUGACAUUUGUCCACCUCACGCUUCAUUUUAUCGUAGGUUAUAAAGGCAGUGAGCCAGCUCAUAGCAGAUGCUGGCAUUGGAGGUUCAAGAUUUCAACAGUCCCUGGCUAUAAUCAACAACUUUGCCAACGGAGAUGCACCACUCAAGGUGGGGCAAAGUUAUCUCAUCAAAGCUUCUCCAUCAUUGAUAAUAAGAGUUGUUUAAAAUAAUGAGUGAAACAUCUUCCUGCAGAACACUCCAUUCCCUGCUGAAGUCAAGGACCUGACCAAACGAAUCAGGACGGUCCUGAUGGCUACAGCUCAGAUGAAGGAGCACGAAAAGGAUCCAGAGAUGCUGGUGGAUCUCCAGUACAGUCUGGCCAACUCUUAUGCCAGUACCCCGGAGCUACGACGCACCUGGCUGGAGAGCAUGGCUAAGAUUCAUGUCCGCAACGGCGACCUCUCGGAGGUUCUACUUUUUGAUUGCUCCUCAUGAACAUAAAAUUGGUUGCAGACCAAAGUCCCACUCCAAAUAAAUGGUACUUCUUCUGACUUUUCCUCAGGCUGCCAUGUGUUACAUCCACAUCUCGGCUCUGAUUGCUGAGUCGCUCAAGAGGAGAGGUAAGUGCUCACAUUCUGCUGCUUUCUAACUCCUUUCAGCAUGGGGUUUUGUGUGUAUUCAGGGCUGUUUUAUUGCUGCUGCAGUGAGUCAUGGUCAUUUCUAACCACAGAGUCCUAUCACAGUCUCCUUCUGACAAUCAGAAAACCUUUCUCUCUGUCUGCUGACAUGAUCAUCUCUAACUCUGUCAUUGAAAACUCCUGAAACUUUGACGCAUCUGUCUCCAUCUGAACUGUAUGCCUGAAAGUCAGCACACUGGUUAAUAAGUGUGCCACGUGUGUGGUGAAGAUGAGUCAGAAGCUUGUGGUAUAUGAAGAUGGAGUUAUAUACUGCCAUUCUGGAGUAUCGAUCUGUUCUUGCAUGCCUCUGCCAUUUCCUUUCACAAGGUCAAGUAGGGACCCAGCCUACACAUCUUGCUGCCUUGCAUGUUCCUCCACCUGCAAAUCUGUUUCCUCCUCCGUGUGCAUGCUCUCUCCUUGAACCCAAAGCAAGUUUCACUGAGCCUGCGCUCAAACUGCUACUGCAGCAUGCAAGUUUCUCAGCUGAGUGUUUUGAGCUCCGUCUCUUAGAGCAACAGGCAAAAGCAAGUGGAUGUGAACUCUGUAAACCUCCUCCUCCUCCUCCUUACCCCUCCACUCCUGCCAAACAGGGUACUGGAGAGCUGACAAGGCCAGGAUGUCCAGUGUGUCCCCUGAAGAAAGUCCUGUCUAUAACUGUAGCUCCUUACUAACUACCUCCCGAGAACCAGACAGUGAGUGUGUGCGCCGUGGGCCUGCUGGGUGGUGGUGGGGUGGUAGCUCAGAUUAUAGGAAUGAGGGAUCAUGGGUAACAUUAACACUAAAAGGUGGAGAUGGUUUGGAUUGAAGAACCUCUUAUUUGAUGUGUCGGGUUUUUAAUCAUGCAGCUGCGAUUUGAGGACCAUUGUUCUUGCCUCGAUGAUUUGAAUCUGUGCCAAGUUUGAUUUUUGCUGUCACUGUCUGUCUGACCUGCUCACUCCAGUUCACUGAGGUCUGAUAUGGAGCACGCUCACGUUCGAUGUCUCUGUAUUUGUAUUCUUGUUUUAUAACACAAGAGCAUACCUGUUUGAUGUUGUAAAAUCAUAUCAGCAAGAUACCGUGUGACCCUUUUGUCUUCAUGAGUCUUCACGUGUCUUAAUAUCACUCUCACUUGUCUGAAACCGCAGCGUCGUUCUCUAUGGGCUGGGCGGCGUUCAUGUGCAUCAGCCCGAAUGUGAAAGAGGAAGGAGCCAUGAAGGAAGACACUGGUACACAAGACACACCCUACACAGAGGUCAGUGAUAGUCUUUAACCGCUUAUUCUAUAAAAAUGUGAUGUUCCCAACCUUCAGAGGACGUAAUCUCUCUGCUGUGUGUAGGACACCCUGGUGGAGCAGCUGGAGCUGUGUGUGGACUAUCUGUGGAAAUCAGAGAGACACGAGCUCAUCGCUGACAUCAACAAACCUGUGAUUGCCGUCUUUGAAAAGAGGCGGGACUUCAAGGUGAGUGUUAACCCCCCAAAUCUUUAAACUCAUCAGCAUGAAUUUCCCCUCGAGAUUAAUAAAGUUCUUUUUCUUCUUCUUCUUCUUCUUCUUCUUCUUCUUCUUCUUCUUCUUCUUCUUCUUCUUCUUCUUCUUCUUCUUCUUCUUCUUCAUAUUGAUACAUGAAAUCUCAUUUGUGUGUGUCUUUGUGUGUCCACAGAGGCUGUCAGAGCUGUACUAUGACAUCCAUCGCUCCUAUCUGAAAGUGACUGAAGUGGUAAACUCAGAGAAGCGGCUCUUUGGGCGCUAUUACCGCGUGGCUUUCUAUGGACAGGUGAAUAAUUUGUGAGGAUGAUAUUCUGUAAGGUUUUUGUGUGGACUACUUUUUUCAUAAUGUGGUGCAUAAAAAGGAGUCUAGGAGGGAGUGGAGAGUGAGAACAUCACUUAAAGACACAAAAACAAACAAAAAAUACUGUACUUCUUUACUGAUGCUGAUCUACUGCUAACUGAUAGAGUUUGUCAGCCUAUGUCUUUGUUUCUGUUCUCACUCAUAGAUGAAUUAACUCAGAAAGAAAACAAUGAUGCGUAUCUGAAGGUCUUUGGAAGCUAUGUUUGAAGAAAAAAAAUACCCAUUACAAGAAUUCCGAUUUUUUUCAGAAGUGUUAAAAGCAUGUUUGGUAUAAAAUAAUGAGUCACGCCCUUGUUUAUCUUUAAUUCCUGGUUUUAUCAGUGACUAACAGGCUUGAUUUUACCAGCCUGGACCCUUGACAAAAAGGUCGUACUUAUAUGAAGGUCUUUUAAAGCUCUGUUGGGAGGAAAGUUUUGAAUCUAAAAGUAUUGCUGUAGUCAAAAAGGUGUAACUUGCAGCCUUUAUUUUUGAGUUAGUCUCCUUAAUCGUCUGUCUGCUCUUUUCUUCUUUUUUUUAUAUUUUAUAUCAAGAUUGCGGUAAGUUCUGUAUGUCUUUGGAUUUCCAUUUUCCUCAGUGCUAACCGUGUUUACCUCUCUUCUCCUUCUUCCACUAUUAACACUGUCUGCUUUUACCUCCCAAAGGGUUUGUGUCAAGCUUGCUGUGGUCCAUUUUACUUCCCAUUAUUGCCAAGAUGACAUUGUUCCUUCUUAAAGUUUGAAGAUUUAAAGAGCCGUCUUUGAAAAGAAAGAUAUAAUUUAAUGAUCCUCCUCCACCUUUGACAUUUUACUCCAAUGCUGCUUUGAAAUUGACCUCCGACCUCUCCCAUCCGGCACUUAACACUGUGAAGGCUGAGUUGCGCUAACACUCAAUCUGGCCUAUGACCACUAGGGGGCGACAUAAAACAGGACUGACAUGUUUACAGUGUGGUGUGAAAGCAAAACCAAAAACUUUUAUAAAAACUGAAUUUGCUUUGCAGAAAUGUAAACUGUACUGUACAUGUGAUAUAUCUUGUUAAUUAGUGUAUAUGUGUGUGUGUGUGUGUGUGUGUGUGUGUGUGUGUGUAUGUGUAUGUAUGUAUGUGUGUGUCUUUCAGGGUUUCUUUGAGGAGGAGGAGAGCAAAGAGUUCAUCUACAAAGAGCCCAAGCUGACAGGGCUGUCAGAAAUCUCCCAGAGGUUACUCAAACUCUACUCGGACAAGUUUGGAGCUGAUAAUGUCAAGAUGAUCCAGGACUCCAACAAGGUCAUAAAUGGAGACAUUUAAACUUAUUAAUUACUAUUUUUUUUUUUAGGUAUAACUUCAGUGGAUGUUCAUUAAUGCUUGUUGAAUGUUCGUUUAAAAACAGGUUAAUCCUAAAGACCUGGACCCUAAGUUUGCCUACAUCCAGGUGACGUACGUUGUGCCCUACUUUGACGAGAAAGAACAACAGGAGAAAAGGACGGACUUCGAGAGACAUCACAACAUCAACCGCUUCGUGUUCGAGACGCCAUUCACUUUGUCAGGGAAGAAACACGGAGAUGUGGAGGAGCAGUGCAAGAGACGCACCAUUCUAACCAGUAAGAACAGAAAUAUCAAGAGAAUAGAAAGAAGUGUCGGUUUAUUUCUGUUCUGACAUUAUUCUUGGUCUCUUUAGCGAGUUCAAGCUUCCCCUACCUGAAGAAGCGUAUCCAGGUGGUGGAGCAGCAGAGCACAGAAAUGAACCCCAUCGAGGUCGCCAUCGAUGAGAUGUCCCGCAAAGUCUCCGAGCUCAACCAGCUGUGCAACAUGGAGGAGGUGGACAUGAUCCGGCUGCAGCUGAAACUGCAGGGCAGCGUCAGUGUGAAGGUACAGGUCCUUCUUACCUCAGUCACCACGGUAUUUUUAAGUGCUUUGUUUCAUCUCACCUUGUGUUUCCAUCGCAGGUGAAUGCCGGGCCUAUGGCUUAUGCCAGAGCGUUCUUAGAGGAAAAGAACGCCAAGAAAUAUCCAGACAACCAGGUCAAACUGUUGAAAGAGAUCUUCAGGUAAAAUACAACACACAAGAGCACCAUAACACACUUAUAUGUACGCUUUUAAUUAUUGCUCAUCAAUAAAUAAACCUUUGUUACCUCUUUGCAGGCAGUUUGCAGAAGCCUGCGGUCAGGCUCUGGAUGUGAACGAGCGUCUGAUCAAGGAGGAUCAACUGGAGUACCAGGAGGAGAUGAGAGCUCACUACAGGGACAUGCUGACUGAGCUGUCAGGCAUCAUGAAUGAGCAGGUCUCACAAUGCAAUAACCAAUGAGUGUCUUUCAGCUGCCUGUCAUAAUGGGUGUCAUCUUCCUCUUUGCAUUUUUUUCUAUAUACGUCAUUUUGCAUUUUCAUGAACAUCGGCAUCUGUGGUCUCUUUGGCUUUUUUUCAACUUCUACUCUCAUUACAGCUGCAAAAACGCGUUCUUGCUGCCAGUGUUUCAUCUCUCUCUGCCAGCUCUCUGUCCACUCUUUCUAAGACUGGUAUGUCAUAGAGGUCCUCCAUGAAAGCAGUAAAUCCUUGAACUGUGUUUAAAGAUGGACAACAUGUCUCCACCACCAGUUGUGCAAAAGUGAAGUCAAAAGUAUUGACAUAAGGCACUGGUGUUUUUCAACUCAACUCAACUUUAUUUGUAAAGCACUUUAAAACAACCACAGCUGAACAAAGUGCUGUACAUAAAUAGACAAAACAACGCAGACAAUCAAAAGAGAAAAACAAUCAAAAAACAAUUAAAAUGAUUGAUAAAAUAAAAGCAGAUAUUAUAAAGUAAAAUAUAGUUUCUAUGUUUUUAAAAACUGAUUUAAAAACAAUAGAAACAAACGACUAAAAACAAACACUAAAACAAUAAAACUUUUAAUUGUUUUUACAGGAGGCAGGCUUUAUUGUCUUUUUCUGCUGCCAGUCAUGUUUUGGCUUCACUUUUGAGGAGCUGUCAUUUUCAUCCAGCUUUUUACACAAUCUACUGUCAAGCUUUGUUUCUAUGUGCCGAAUCCACCCCACAACCCAACCUUUCCAAACCCAUCUAUAGCCAAACUACUGCCUGACGUUCUUCUUCUUGUUCCCGUCCAGAUUCCUCACACAAGACAACCAGGAACGGAACGGCACAGCGCCUACUAAACGGCCAGUAGCCUCACUGGAAAAAAAAGGCCAACUUUUCCCCCCUGAAUGUCUUCGGAGCGCCAGCUUGAGGCUCAUUUUUGGAAAUAGUGGAACUGUGAUUGAUGGCGAGUGUAGAGAAAACAAGGGAUGAAAAAGAAGAAGAAGAAGUGUGUAGACUGUGGUCGUGAUAGUCUGUGGUCCCGUGGUUUGAAAGUUGACUAUCUACAGUUUGAUGCUAGGCCACUGGACAGUUAGCUCCUGUUUGUUUUUUUUUGUUUUUUCAGGAUGGAUUCCCCGCCCUGCCGACUGAUUCAACCGCUUACACUCUUGACGCACACACACACACAAAACGAAUGCAUACCAACACACAACAUGCGCCUUCUCUCCACAACCCUGUCCCUUUAGAGAACAGUGACCUUACUGAGCUUGAGGUGCGUUCAGCUGUCUAUGUUAAACAAAGCUUUUCAGAGCAUUUUAAUCCAGUUUUUACGUUUUCUCUGUGAGGUACCAUUUUACUUUGAAUGAUUUUAAAAGAACUUGAAAGAUGACUAAUGUGAAGAAAAAAAGGAUUUGGAUCGCAGGUCUUUGACUAACAUUACGAAGCAUUUGAAGGGUUGAACGCACCUCAUGUUCCUGUUUGAAUGUAGAGCAGCUCCACAUUGCUACUUUGUAUCCUUGCUAAUGUUCUGGAAAUAUCAGCUAGCCAAUUUUCAAACGGAAAAACAAACAAAAAACUUAUGUUUUGUAACAUUUUUAUGAUUGGAUUUGCAUUGUUACUGUUAUUAUUUCAUGUACUGUUUCGAAUUGUAAAUAAGAAAUAUUAAUAUUUAAAAAUGUUUGAAAUGUUUGAAAUGUUUCUUUUUAUAAAAUAUACAAUAUAUAAAUAUUUGUUUAGCUGAAUUUAAAAAAGAACAAAAACUAAAGUUUUAUGUAUAACAUUUAAAUAAAAUUUUGUUAGUGUCCAAAA
Messenger RNA from Xyrichtys novacula (pearly razorfish), 76337 nucleotides. NCBI's taxonomy places the organism in Eukaryota, Metazoa, Chordata, Actinopteri, Labriformes, Labridae. The record is from the annotation of a GenBank genome assembly.